GAGCACGCAGUGAGUUACUGAGAAGGAGUCCCUUAGUGUGACAGUUAAAGGCUAGUGAGUAUGAGGACACACUGCAAGCUGAGUAAACUCUGCACAGACCUCAUAACUUGUUCCUGGAGGUGAGUUUCUGGGUUAAUUCUUUUUCACUCUUUAUCCCCUGGGUAAGAGGGGGGUGUAGAUUUGUUCUUUUUAAUAAAUCCCACAUACAUAGAAAGACCAUUCUGUCAACACCUACAGGCUGCUUGGGGGACACAUGUCUAUUUUUACUUGCAUUGCUCUGGAAGGGCUCUUUGCAAAGCUACAUCAUGGGGCAUUUCUCUUGUUUGUAGAUCUGGGGCCAUAAAGCAAGGUUAUCUGUAUCAUUUUAUUGGCCCUCUGUAUAGAGUGACCCCUGUAUUAGAAGAGAUGAUCAGCUGAAAUGUGCUAUGUUUGCUGCGCUAUUGUGGGGUAAGGUUCCAGAAAUGGAGCAAUCACCAUGGGGACCAAUGGAAUGUGGCUGUUUCACUUUUAGAACGUUGCCCCAGAAGUGCUCUGUAUGUUAUGGCUGGAGUGGAUUCGGUGCUGAUGUCAGAUCUCUGAUAUUGCUUGCUCACUGCUGCUGGGCUAGUGACAGUGACAGAGAGGAUCUCUCACUUUGCAGAUCCUAUUAGUUAAUCCAGAUUACAUCACUGUAUAACUCAUGUGUUAUGUUAUAUUCUAGAAUUGAGAUGGCAACACCUGGACCCCCAGCUGUGCUAACUAUUGGCCACCCCUUUGUUAAAAGGUAGCUUUGCACUCCAAGGUUACAGCUCUGCAGUGCUCUGCACAUAUCUGGAAUAGCUUUACUCUAAAUGUAUAGUUUUGAUGGUAUAUUAUAAUUAUUAUUAUUAUUAUUGAUAUUUAUAUAGAGCCAACUUAUUCUGUAGCGCUGUACAAUAUUCUAAACUAUUAUUCUCUGGAUUAAUGCUGUAACAUAGUUUUGCUCUGUAUAUUUCUAAUCAGAGCUCAUGGAUUUGUGUACUACUAAUACUGUGUACACCUCAGAUGGAAGCUGUGCUGGAGCUGGAGCUCUGUAUAUGCUCCAGAAGGGAGCUUUGAUACAGCUGAGGCUGUGUUUACUCAUGGUGAGAGCGGUGAUACAGUUCUGAUUGGAGCAGUGCUUUUAGCACAGAUUACUAAUGUUGUGAUACACUUUGUACUGGCAUACACCUAGUUUGUACACCAUUGACUGUGUGCAUACCAGAUUUCUGAAAGAAAUCCUUUUGCAAACACUGUUAUUUGUGUUGGGCAGCGAACCAGAAUAGACAUCAGUUACCACAUUUUAUCUGCAGGAGAAAUGAUCUGUUAUUCUACGAAAUGAAAAAAAGGAGCAGGUUUGAACUCUAUCUCCUUUUCAUAAUCACUCGCUUUGAACUUCUGUAGGAAUGUAAUAGUAAGCUCUGUGGGACAGGGCCCAAUGUGGCUGUAUUCAUUUCUAGUGUUAUUCUGAUACAUCUACAAGGUUUUGAAAUUGGCACUUUGUGUGGUUAUACAGUUGCAAGAAAAAGUAUGUGAACCCUUUGGAAUGAUAUGGAUUUCUGCACAAAUUGGUCGUACAAUGUCAUCUGAUCAUCAUCUAAGUCACAACAAUAGACAAUCACAGUCUGCUUAAACUAAUAACACACAAAGAAUGAAAUGUUGCCAUGUUUUUAUUGAACACACGGCGUAAACAUUCACAGUGCAGGUGGAAAAAGUAUGUUCAAAUACUUUUUCUUGCAACUGCAUUCUAAUGAGAAUUUAGAGGAUACGAUUUUAAUAUUAUGUUUCCUUAUCACCUGUAUUUUACAAAAGAAAUCUGAGACAUCUGGAAAAUAAAAUAAAAUUUAGGAAUUGACAUUGUUGAAUUUAGUUCUAUCCUGGACCAGAGCACAUUGAUUGAACUGAGCAUUUUGACUCCCUGUCAAUCAUUUCCUUAAAAAACAGCCUAUGCAUCUGUAAUUCUGUAUAGAAAGCAUAAUCGAAGAAGGAGGAAUGGAAGCAAUGGUUUGUUUGAAAUCUUCUUUGGAAAUUUCUGUUGGUACCAUUUAUUGUUAAGAUUUAUAGAGGGGUUCCAUUUAACCCUAUCAGUAAUUGUUUUUAGUUGACGCAAACAAGUACAAGUUGAAAGCAUAGCUGGGAUGUGUAGUUAGUACAUACCGUUUUACCUCUGUAUUGCUGUACAUGGGAUAGAAAGAAGUACGCAAGUAUUGGAGGAUGUAACACUAUUACAUAUCAUUAUUAUUUUAUUAUUUAUAUAGCGCCAACAAGUUCCGUAGCACUGUCCAAUGGGUGGACUAACAGAUACGUAAUUGUAACUAGACAAAUGGACCCACAGGAACAGAGGAGUUAAGGACUCUGCGCAAUGAGCUUACAUGCUAGAGGGAGUGGGGUAUAGUGACACAAAGGGUAUAGGUAGGGGUAAUGAAAUAGGUUGCAACAAAAGUAUUCACUGAGAACUUAUUUCAUAAAAGACUUCCUUAUUUUAAAUUACAUAACAGUUCUAAAAUAGAAGCGUAAGUGUCAUGUUUGUCAAAGGCUAAAUAAAAUAGUCAAAUAUGAUGUUAAUGGGAAAACUGUUUGUUUUUUGGUUGUGGGUGCAAAUUGACAGCAUAUGGACAUAUGGUCCUUAAACAGCAAAUAGUUGCUUGGUUAAAACUAGGCAUCGGUAUUAUAGAGGAACAUCACACUGUGCAAUGCCCUAUAAAAUACAGAUCCCUAAAUUAAGAGAAAAAAAGCUCUGUGCUCACUAACCCUCUUGUAUAAAAUAAAUCUUGAUUGAAUUGUUGAUUAUGUUUUAAUGGGAGCAAGGGAAAUGAUAUCCGUCAAUUUGAGAAAAGUAAGUUCUUCUAUAAACCUCAAUCAUUCAGCCAGUAGAUUAUAAGUAUACUGCUUGAACACUGAUAGGAGUCAUAAACUCAUAAACAAUUUAACAUUUGUCUUCAGUUCCCCUUCUAUUUUUAUUGUCUUCCUUUGUGCUUUACACACACACACACACACACACAAUAACAUCUUUGCAUCUUACUCAGGUAUGGUUCUUAGAAAACUUUGGUAACUGGAGGACAGACGAUCCCCUCAUUCCUUUGUAACUGAUCACCCUGACUCAAAAAAUGCUGUAGUGACAAUCGUGAUGGUGCGCACCCAUCUACGCACCAAGUAAGCAUCAACAUAUCUUCCUUAAGAGAACAUUGAAGACCUUAGAGUCGUUUAGAUCAGGGGUACUUAUUUUGGUCGGGGACUUCAAUCUCCCAUUAGAACCGAAGCUGGACUCCUCAAGGACCAGCACAAUACAAGCACAUGUACUGCGCAACUCAUGUAAAACCUUGGCCAAGAAGCGCCUGGUUGACUGCUGAAGGGUGCAACACCCAGAGAAGCAGGAUUUCACCUUACACCAAACUUAUUCUAGACUACCUUUUCAAGAGACAGGAACACUUAACUGACCUAGCUGAUUCCACGAUAAAUACCAUCACAUGACCUGACCAUGCCCUGGGCUCCGCACGGUUCCUCUCCCCCUCAUACGGACGCUUUAACGGACUUGGCGACUCAAUGAGUCUCUCUUAUUGGAUUUGGAGGCAAGGACCCACAUUUCCGUGAUACGACAGGCUACACCGAUACUUUCCCGAAAACAGACUGGAUGGGGCCUUCCAGAUAUCAGUAUGGGAGGCACAUAAAUGUGCACUUUAUGGUAACACGAUUAGUUUCUGCUCGUGGACGAAGAAACACUGAUCAAAGAAGGUACAAAUGCUUGAAGAUAGCAGACCUUGAAGCCAAACAUACAGGGAUACAGGGAGCUCGUAUCUGCCCACCACACACUGACGACCCUAUUGUCCACUCACAUACAACAAUUACUCAUCAAAACGAAGAAGACGUUCUGUGAGCACUCCAAUAAUUGUGGGAAGAAACGUCCCACUUCCUAUCUACACAUUGAACUAGGCAUUCUGAAAAAAAAGUUAAAUUCUUGCCACAAGUAUAAAAAAAAUUGCAGGGACAGCCUCACACAAUACAUCGUAGGCCAGCUUGUUGUGUGGAAAAUGAGAUUGCUGCUUUAAAAUUGGGUAAUAAUACUAGCAUAUCAAUACGAUUGGCUGUAUUCUUUCAGCCAAUCACAUUGCCCAAUAAAUUUCCCCACUGCAGUAAACUAUUCAGUUUAUUUAUUCACAUUUUUUUUUUGGUUUGUUGUUUUUUUCAUUUCAUUUUUAUUGAAAGUUUAACAUUUUUUCAGAACAAAAUAGCAGAGAGAGGAGAUGCAGCAAUAUUGUGGGUAAGGGGUGGUGGAAGGCAGGAUACAAUUAGAAAUGGUUCCAACAGUAAGCUAAAAACACAUAAUAUUCAGACAGAUUCCACUGAUUGCGGUUUUCAUUGGGUCAGUUCAGUGAUGUCAUGGUUUAGUCGUUAGCGUGCCAGUAUGCCUCUCUAUCUGGACAGAUGUUAUCGCACUUUGCGGUGGUGCCUGCUGAGCUUUGCAUGAUACAUUCUCAAACCAUGUUAAAGUUCACACAAGAGACUCACCAUUUCUAGAGAGGGGCAAUCUAAAGGCUUCCAGAAUUUGACAAUAAAAUGUUUGGAAGCUAAGAAUAAACAGCAUAAAAACUCGAGUUUAGCUCAUGAGAUAUCUAGGAAGUACCGCUGAGGUAAGUGUGUUUUAUACUUGUCUCUGCUGAAUUCCUCAGCCCAGUAAAUGCUUGGGUGUCAAACAGUGGCGUACACAUGACCCAUGGGGCCCCGGUGCGAAAAUUGAUCCGUGGGCCCCCCUCCCCCCCCCCGCGCGGGCCGGGCCGCAACACAUGGCGGUGGGCACCUGGUCGCAGGGGUUACAGGGCUGCGACCCCUGCGACCGCGGUAUGUACGCCAGUGCAUGCAGAUGCACACACACUUAAAGGACCACUCUAGGCACCCAGACCACUUCAGCUUAAUGAAGUGGUCUGGGUGCCAGGUCGAGCUAGGGUUAACCCAUUUUUUCAUAAACAUAGCAGUUUCAGAGAAACUGCUGUGUUUAUCAAUGGGUUAAGCCUUCCCCUAUUUCCUCUAGUGGCUGUCCCAUUGACAGCCGCUAGAGGCGCUUGCGUGCUUCUCACUGUGAUUUUCACAGUGAGAGCACGCCAGCGUCCAUAGGCAUUAUGAAUGCUUUCCUAUGUACCGGGAUGCGUGCACAGCUCUUGCCGCGCGUGCGCAUUCAGCCAAGCGAAGGGAGAAGAGGAUCGGAGGAGGAGGCUCUCCGCCCAGCGGUGGAAAAAGGUAAGUUUUACCCCUUUCCAGAGCCGGGCGGGAGGGGGUCCCUGAGGGUGGGGUCACCCUCAGGGCACUAUAGUGCCAGGAAAACGAGUAUGUUUUCCUGGCACUAUAGUGGUCCUUUAAAGGACCACUACAGACACCCAGAUCACAUCAGCUCAAUGAAGUUGUCUGGGUGUCAGGUCCCUCUAGUUUUAACCCUGCAGCUAAAAACAUAGCAGUUUCAGAGAAACUGCUAUGUUUCACUGAGGGUUAAUCCAGCCUCUAGUGGCUGUCUCACGGACAGCCGCUAGAGGAGCACACUGAACGCCCAUAGGAAAGCAUUGAGUAAUGCUUUCCUAUGGGCGGUUUGAAUGGGUGCGCGGUCGCAUUCGGAGCUGAGAGGCUGAGGGAUCCUCAGCACCAAGGGAGUCCGGCGCUGGAGAAAGGUAAGUGCUGAAGACACACACACUCUCACUUACAGACGCAUACACACUAGCUAACAGACACACAUUUACUGACAGAGAUACAGUCAGCGACAGACAUACAUACACACUCACUUACAAAACAUACACUCUCAUUGACAAACACACACUCACUAACAGACAUCAAACAGACUCAGUAAGACACACACAGUAACACACUCACUGACACUCACUAGCAGACACACACACUAACACACUAACACUCACUAGCAGACACACACUAACACUCACACUAACACUCACUCUAACACUCACUCACACUAACACUCACUCUAACACUCACACACACACUAACACUCACACAUGAUUUUUUUUUUUUUUAAUAUAAUCCCCCCAGCCUCCUUACCUCUUGGAGUGCUGGGGGGGAUUAUUCCCUGGGGUCCAGUGGGGCUCCUGGGCGGGUGGUCGGUCGGGCAGGCAGGCGGGCGCGCGAGGGAGCACUCAGUGCUUCCUCUUCAGCUCCCUCGCGCCCCGCGUAGGGAUGCCGGCGUCGGAAGAUGACGUCAUCUUCCGGCUCCGGUAUCAGUGCGGUGCGCGAGGGAGCUGAAGAGGAAGCACUGAGUGCUCCUUCGCGCGCCCGCCUGCCUGCCCGACCGACCACCCGGGGUCAGCAGGGCCAGCCUCAGGGGGGCCCUGGGGUGAUCGGCUCCUGGGCCCCCCAGGGGAAGAGGCUGGCCCUGGGCGUACAUACCGGGUCGCAGGGGCGGCCGGGCCCCCUGGUGGGCCGGGCCCGGUCGCAGUCGCGACCCCUGCGACCCUGGUAUGUACGCCAGUGGUGUCAAACAUGCGGACCCCCAGAUGUUGCUGAACUACAACUCCCAUGAUUCCCUGGCUAUCUGUUUCAUUGAAAGAAUCAUGGGAGUUGUAGUUCAGCAACAUCUGGGGGGCCGCAUGUUUGACAACCCUGCGAAUGGGAGCAAGGGAAAUGGUAUCCAUCAUUUUGAGAAAAGUAUGUUCUUCUUUAAACCACAAUCAUUCAGCCAGUAGAUUAUAAGUAAACUGCUUGAAGCUUAAACACUGAUAGGAGUCAUAAACAUUUUAACAUUUGUCUUAGGUUCCCCUUCUAUUUUUAUUGGCUUCCUUUGUCCGUUAGCUUUGCUAAAAAUAUAUGUUUUGUAAGAAAUUUUUUUUUCUUAGUCUUCAUCUGGAGACACAUUUCAGGACAAGAGUUUUUGUGUGUUUUUGUUUAUAUUUUUUCUUAAUUUUAAUAAUUUUUUGUGUAAAAAAACAAUAAAGUUAAUAUAUAAAAAAAAUAAAGCCGAUAAAAUAAAAUUGUAUAAUGCUUAUUUAUUACAUGACAAACUUUACUGAGCGAUCUAAAUUGCUAGCCAAUGUAUCAAUACAGAGUUGCCCUCAGUACAGCAUAACUAACUGCUAGAAUGCUACCAGAUGCUUAUAUGAUGAUUAUGCACAGCUGCAUGCUGGGACGGUGGGAUGCUGCACAUACCAUUUACUGAAUCCAUUCACUGCAGCUACUACACUGGAGAAUGCAACAUGGCUUACCCAAGACUUUAUUCUGCAUUCGUCCAAGGACAAAAUUCUCUUACUUAAAGGGACACUAUAGCCCCCAAAACAACUUUAGCUUAACAAAGCAGUUUUUGUGUGUAGAUCAUGCUUCUGGAGUUUUACUGCUCAAUUCUCUGCCUUUUAGGAGUUAAAUCGCUUUUGUUUCUGUUUUUGCAGCCCCAGCCACACCUCCCCUGGCUGUGACUGACACAGCCUGGAUGAAAACAAAAUGGUUUAAAGGGACACUAGAGGCCUCCAGACCACAUCAGCUCAUUGAAGUUGACUGUGUGCAGUGUCCCAGGUCACUUAACCUUGCAGCUGUAAUUAUUGCAGUUUUUUAGAAACGUCAAUAAUUACCUGCUAGGGUUAACUCCACGCUGGAAGUCCUCAUGUUCAUGACUUCCCCAUAUAACCCCAUCCUUUCCUAUGGGAAAAUCCCUAAUGCACCCAGGGCACGGGGGAGGAGCCCAAGCCAGUAAUCCUGGAUGUGAAUUUGUAUUCUGUACCAGUAAGGUCCAUUUUGCCUUUUUUUAUUUUAACAAAGUGACAAAACUCUGGGAAAUGUUGGUGAAAAUAUGUUGUCGUGCCAGUGUCACAAUCUGUUGCAGAGUUCUGUGAGAUUACAAGUGUGAUAUAAAUUGACCGUCACAAAGCACAACACAGCUACAUACGUCUUGGAAUGGUUAGGGGAAGGUCUGUAUGAGUUAGAUGGUGUCAGAUCAGCUAGCGGCUCAGAAUACUUUGCUGCAAAUCUUUGUCUAGUAAAUUACCCUUCAUUGUUCAGAAAUCUGCAGCUCAAACUAGCAUAUAUCAGCUGCAACGCAGGGUACGGCCCAUCCCAACUGCCUGAGGGGUAUUCAGAGAGUUUUCUGUGUGUGUUUCUUUAAUCUGAAUGUUUGCAGUAUCUGAGCCGGUUCAAUAAUAUAUAUCUUUUAAUUCCAGCUCUUCCCCAUGAGGUCCCUCUGAUGUGGAUAUCUAGAAUGGCUGUAUUCAAACAGCAGAGAGUGGAGGAUCUUUACAGUAUUGCCGAAGAAUUGGGAAGGUAACGCUAAGAUUAUUUUUUUUUAAAGAGAUACGGUCUGAUCUACACAGAAUGUUAGCGGCACAGGGUAGCAUGGCAAGCAAAUGGCUCUUUUCACUUGAAGGUGAUUUUAAUAAUAAAAGUGAAAAAAGAGUUCAGAAAAUGUUUUUCAAAGGUUUCUGUUAUUUUGGUCAGUAAUUUUAAAGUUUUUAAAUCACUACACUUCACUGUUAAAUAAAUAAGGAGAAUAAAGAGCUAAGUUUGGUGCGUUAGCGCCAUCUUCUCCGAUAUCUGCGCCAAGGGGAAUCUAAGGCGAGUGCACUGCAUGCGCGUUAGGCAUUUCCCAUAGUAAAGCAUUGAAUCAAUGCUUUCCUAUGGGGAAUUUAGAGACGCUGGAUGACCCCAUGCACAGUAUGAGGCUGUCCAGAGCCGUGUCACUGAAUUUAACUCCACGACACAGCUGGAAAUGCCUUAGAAAAUUAGUCUUUCUCCCACUUGUCAAUCAAUUCUUUAGCAUAGAGUCUAUCCUGAAGAAUUGCGUGACCGAGAGUGCACUAACAUAGAUUAACAUUAUUUCAUAUUUCUAUAGCACCAACAUAUUCCACAAUAAUGUACAAUGGGGGGAAUACAGACAAAUAACGAACAUGGUUAUACCUUUAUACGGUUAUACAGCAGAAAUAUAUUGCACUGUUGAAAUGAAGUGUCAUUUAUUCAUUUGUUUGAAUUUGUCUAUUUUUUGCUUUUGUUAAUUCCAUGUUAUCUUUAAAGGACCACUAUAGUGCCAGGAAAACAUACUCGUUGUCUGGGACUAUAGUGCCCUGGGGGUCCCCCCACCCUCAGGUUUCCCCUCCCGCCGGGCUCUAGGGGGUGGAAGGGGUUAAACUUACCUCUUUCUCCAGCGCCGGGUGGGAGACUAUCCUCCUCCUCUCCGUCUCCUCUCCUCCUCCUCGGCUGAAUGAGCAUGCGCGGCAAGAGCCGCGAGUGCAUUCAGCCAGUCUCAUAGGAAUGCAUCCUAUGGACGCUGGCGUCUUCUCACUGUGAUUUUCACAGUGAGAAGCACGCAAGCGCUUCUAGCGGCUGUCAACGAGACAGCCACUAGAGGCUGGAUUAACCCUAAUAUAGAAACUGCUAUGUUUAUAGAAAAAAGGGUUAAACCUAGCUGGACCAGGCACCCAGACCACUUCAUUAAGCUGAAGUGGUCUGGCUGCCUAUAGUGGUCCUUUAAAGUGUCACACUGUUAAUAUUAAUAACAGAAGUGCUAUAAAUAAUUAUUUUUGAACAGGGGUGUGGUGUGGUGCGUCAAGGUAGACUCGGCCAAUGCUGCCUGCCUCGCUGUAGGAAUUUUUCCCACAAUUUAUAUUGACAUAAUGUGUGUUACUUUGUAUGAUUGAUUUAUAAAUUUUUAGUAGUUAUUCUAAAGUGUAAUAUUGACAUUGAUUGUCCAUUGUCUGGUAUUCUGCACUGUUCCAUUCAGGAUUUUUUUUGUGUGUAGAAUUAUUGCAAAUUUUGUGGCUUGGGUGGAGAUACUUUUUCUUGUUGCUAAUUUUUCACUAAAAGGUUCAAUUCCUCUGACAAUUUUCCACAGUUUCCAUUUUAGUAGAUAAAGUAAUGGCUGCCAUGCCUUCAUACAGUUACAUACUACCAAGACACACAUAGCAAUACACAUUCCUGGAUACGAACACACAUAGAUAUGUAAUCCCAGAUCAAACAAAGAUGCACACUGCUAGGUACACACACAUACACACACAAUCCAAGUACACACUCACAAAUACACAGAUGCAAACACAGAUAUUGACUGCCAGACAAACACACAUCAAUGCUUUCCUAUGGACGAUGGCGUCUUCUCAAUGUGAAAAUCACAGUGAGAAGCGCGGAAGCGCCUCUAGCGGCUGUCAAUGAGACAGCCACUAGUGGCUGGAUUAACCCAUAGGUAAACAUAGCAUACAGCUGCAGGGUUAACCCUAGAUGGACCUGGCACCCAGACCACUUCAUUAAGCUGAAGUGGUGUGGGUGCCUAUAGUGGUCCUUUAAGGGGUUAAGAAUGAACUUCUGCAUUAAUGUUCACAAUGGUGAAGCUGCUUGAUGUGCUACUUUCCACUGUGAGCAAAAUCCACUCAACUGACAUGCAAAGUACAAGGCACACCUAAACUACUUAAAGGCCAAGAUGACAGGGCCUUCUAUGACACCUGCCUAUAAUCUGCUACAUUGCAUUACCACCACAUUGCAAAAAUGCCCACCAUUUAGCUGCAACCAAAAAGCCGAGCAUAUGCCCUUUUCUGAUUCUGUAGAAGGGUGAAUACUUGAGUUUCUUUCCCUCACUUCCUUUCGGUGUCUGUUUUGUCUUGCCACAUUCCCAAGAGUGGCUUUACCCCAGUGUACUCCACUUCGUAUUGUCAUUACACUCUAAGUUAUAGGGGUAUAAGAGAAGCUUUAACCCUGUGUCCUUAGCGUUCCGGGGUGCUCUAUAAUCCCUGAUGCUUUAGGCAGUAAACCCCAUUACUUUCAGUAAUACUGCGCAGUUCACAGCAUUUUAACUAACCCAAUGUCCCAGCCCUAACCCCAGUUAAAUCAUGUGAAAUGGGACCAUUAUAAACCAUGCUGGAAUAGCUUGCCGCUUUGUGAAUACAUUUCAGCAUUGUUCAAACAGAAUACAACAUAAAAAAAAAAGAUUCUGAAAAUAAUCAGUCUACAAGCGUUCAAGAGGAAAUGACACUUCUUCAAUUUUAGAACAAACUAAUUCGCUAACUAGAAGUUAGCUACUGGUUGUGCAAAACUUUAUUUUUAACAUUCUUUGUAGUUUAUUUUAUUUAAAUGUACAUGCUUUGCCACGCAAAGCUGCUGAGUGUGCAUGCGCAAAUGCAGCAAUUCUGUUAGAUGCCCUAAAGUGCAUGCUCAAGGCAUCAUGGGAAGGUGAUGUCAAUGCAACAUGGAAGAGCCACAGUGGUAAGUCAAAUUUUACUUACUUCUGCUAUUUAUUCCCCCUAAAAAUGAUUGAAUAUGCAUCUAAUGGGGUGAAGGAACAAAGAACUGUCACUACUGUUAUUGCAGCUUAAUUUGCUGAAAAACACAAUAAUGGCCAUGAUAGAAAGGUGUCAGAACACACAGUGCAUCGCAGUUUGUUGCGUAUGGGGCUGAGUAGCCACAGACCGGUCCAUCCAGAGUGCUAAUGUUGACCUCUGUCCGCCGCCGAAAGUGCCUUCAAUGGGGACAUGAGCAUCAGAACUGGACCAUGUAGCAAUGGAAGAAGGUUGUCUGGUCUGAUGAAUCAUGUUUUCUUUUAGAUCAGGUGGGUGGCCAGGUGCAUGAGCAUUGUUUACCUGGGAAAGAGAUGGCAGAAGGAUGCACUAUGUGAAGAUGGCAGGCCAGCAGAGUCAGUGUAAUGCCCUGGGCAAUGUUCUGCUGGGAAACUUGGUUCCUCGCAUUCAUGUGGAUGUUACUUUAUCAUGUAUCACCUACCUAAAGAUUGUUGCAGACCAUGUACACACGUUCAUAGCCAGGGUGUUCCCUGAUGGCAGUGGCCUCUUUCAGCAUGAUAAUGCACCCUGCCACACUUCAAAAAUUGUUCGGGAAUGGUUUGACAAAGAGUUCAAGGUGUGGCCUUGGCCUCCAAAUUCCCCAGAUCUCAAUCUGAUUGAGUAUCUGUGGAAUGUGCUGGAACAACAAAUCCAAUCAAUGGAGGAACUAAAAGGAUCUAAUGCUUAUGUCUUGGUACCAGAUCCCACAGGACACAUUCAGAGGUCUUGUGCAGUCCAUGCCUUGACACAUCAGAACUGUUUUGGCAUCAUGAUGGGGAUCUACAGAAUAUUAGGUUGGUGGUUUUAAUGUUUUGGCUAAUCUGUAUUUUUUUAUAUAUAUAUAUAUAUAUAUAUAUAUGUUUAAAGACAGAAGCAACACCACCGGGAUAAUAAUAUCGUUGCUUGUCACUCAGGUGUGGUUCUUAUAAAACUCGGUAGACAGAAAAUAAUUUAAUUAAUAUCAACAAUUACUACGCGUGUUUAGUAAGACCUGGCACGUUCAUGUAGUAUUGUAAUCCCUUGUCUAAGCUCCAUCUACAUUGUGUAAUUAUCACCUUUAGCCCCAUAUCAAUUGUCACUUUCCUUUUGUAUAAUCAACCGAGUCCCACCCUGGGACACUCCAGACUUUAAACAUUUUGUCGAUGGCUUUUUUAAAAUACCACGGGUAAAUUCUUAUUCUUUUGUUUUCCACAUUGUGUUAAAGGAUGGGUGUGGAGAAAGGUUUUCUGCCCCCAUUGUAAAGCCAAACAGGCUUUCCCACUAGCCAAUCAAACUAGGGAAUGUGUCUGGAGCCAAGAGCAGGUAAGGUGAAGGGCUAGAGGCCAGGAACAUGGAGAAUUCCUAGUCUGGUAAAAAUAAAUAGGGGGUGGAAUAGCAAACAAAGAAAGACGGAAACAACAUAGUAUAGAACAAGACAUUAUUUGGAUAACGAAUCACCUUGGAGAAACAUAUAACUUUUUUUUUUUUUUAUAUAUAUAUAUAUAUAUAUAUAUAUAUAAAGGAAAACUACUAUUUUUUUUUUUUUUAACAGUACUUUCCCCAUUUCCUUCUCCCCAAUAAAUACUGCUAUUUGAUUGGAUACUUGCUAGGCUUUCCUUUUGCGGUGCUAGAUUUCCACGUAGACACAGUUCCGGAUAGUUUGCAUGGAUUGAAGGCAGUACCUGGGUAGGCUGACAUGUGAUAUCAUUUCUCACUAUUCAGUCUAUUUGGUGACUGGGUUUUGCUUCAUAAAAUUACUGUUCUCUUCUGCAGUGUUUCCUUUUUGCUGUAAAAAUACUGUUACGCGUGUUUUUUAUACGUGUAGAGCUGACCAUGGAACUAUAUCUCAAUGAAAACCUUGCUGUGUACAAAUAGCACUGUUUACAAAAUAAGAUUAGUGGUGAUACAGAAUGUCAUGUGAGCACCAUGAUUGGAUGAGUCACUUCCUGGAUUGAUGAGAGCUCAACGCAGAAGCUGCACAACCUGCGUAUUUACAGAAAAUGCAGUUCUAAACCAAUUCCUAAAAGUGGCACAUUGUGCUUGGAAUCUGAUAGAAUCAGUAAGAAUAAUCUAUGGUUCUCUAAACUGAAGAUGCAAAUUGGGUCACCGUUGAGUUGUGUGUGAUAUAUAUGUUACUCUAUCGUGUUCAGGCAUUGGUUUGCUUAAUUGGUUCUCACUGCUAGUAAGGAUGCUGGGACGCCUUGAUAUAAGGGCUUAGGUAGAGGGAACUCAACGUCCAUUCUAUAAAAAGAAAGCAACUCAAGUUAUUUUAAGAGGGUUAAAAUAAGACUGUGACUCUACAGAGUAAGUCUGCAUAAGUCAGACUAUAUUUUGCCCUGCAUUUUCUAGGUAUUGCUUAGAAAGGGAGCUGACAAUACUGGAAUCCAAACUGCCUAUUCAAUAACCUUUUUGCAGUCAACUGCUAUCUGUAUAGCAAAAAGCCAAUAAUAUGAUGAAUUAGCCAGCACAUACACAUAGGUCAAACAGUAUUUAUGUACAUAAACCUUUAAAGCUCAGUUACAUGUAUAUAACAAAAAUAUUUGAAGGUACAAAGCAUAUUAGAUAUUAUAGACUACUUAUAGCAGAACACAAUGCCAUUUGUAUAAUAUGGGCUCAUGAUAAAGAAGUUAAUAUCUGGGAUUUGUAGUAUCUGUUCAAACUUUAGAAUAUCAGGUUAGAUUCCUAGCCGGGCAGAUUCAGACUUUCCCAAUUCUAAGAUUGAUAAAGUGAAUAUCAUUUACUUUGGUUCUCCAGGAAUUAUUGAAAUUUAAAUCCUUCUUGGUUAAAAAAAAAAAAGUUUCCACUUCCAUAUUUAUUAGUUAAUUGUUAUGAUAGUGUCUAUAUGCAUAUUGACCAUAACUAUGGCAUGAAGCUACAAUGUAAAGACAGAGCAACUACAAUUGGUUAAGCAAAAAUUUAAUACCGGUAUUUAUCAUAUGUUAAAGACUUAUUUUUGUCCCGGCUGCUAUGCAUGCAGUUAUUUUGGAACAAAUCAUAGAAAAGUAAAAAAAAUCUUUCUUUUUUUUUUAUCCCUUUUUGUAAUUUUUAAACAUCAUUAGUAGUGUCAGACAGGGACAUCUAAAUGUCCUUACUUACAAGUCACCCUGCAUUCUGUGACGUUGGAACUUUGUUAAUGGUCGUUGUGUGGUCCAUCGUAUUCUCUAGUAAUCUAACAAAGGAUAGUCGUAGGGAUGGCUCUGGUUACUGUGGAAGAGGUGUUGGAAUGUUCCUGCAAAAGGAAGGGGCAGACGCAGGCUGUCCAAGCGAAUGUUAAAUGAUGACAAUGACGUAAAGAAAAGGGUUAGAAUAACAGUGAGGGGGUGGUAAACAAGUGCAAGAUGAUUCACAAUGGGGCUGUUGUGAUGCUGAUGAUAAUUGAAUAUUAUUGUAAAAGAUUCUUCGAGGUGAAGUAAUAUUGGAAAAUGAGGUCCUAACAGCAACCCAUGUUACAUAAGUUUAAUGACCAUCGCUCAUUGUAAAAUUACAUUGGUGGCAUAUUCUUUAGUAAUAUAAUAUAUAACAAAAUAACUUUUGGAACACAUUUAUUUGACACUUUCCAGUAUUUAAAUGGGUCUCCACUACACAAACUUGGUGAAUAUAAUAUGCCUGCCUGUUUCAACUAUUGGGGAGCCACAGGAAUUGGAUGGGGACCUAAUUUUGAGUCUCUGGGAAGGGAAAUAGCAGAGAUUAAAAAAAAACCAAAAAAGUGAUAAAACACUCAGGUUCUACAGUAUGCUGUAAAGUAUUACACUGCACUAUAUCACGGUUUAUAGUUAGUUAACCAGCUGUGAUUUUUAAACCAGACCAUCAACAGAGGCAGACAUUUAUCAAAUGCAACCAUGAAAGUCUGGUGUAUAUGUUCUAAGUCAGCUGUCAAUUAAGGCCACUGUGGUGUUAGCAUUGAGUGGGUUCAACUUCUGCCAGUGGACAUCACUGCUGUUGGAGAGUGGUAGAAAAUGUUAUCAUCCUUGCAGUGCUCAUGGUACUGGAUAAUCAGGUACCCAAGAUGAUUAACAACCAGGCUGACUUUAUUGGCCUUACCAGUUGUUCCACUCACCACCCCUCGCCAUUUGGAAUUCUCUGUUUAUUGAUAUACUAAGAGAUCCUAAUGAGUUCCGAUAACGGAGUUCCCACAGACAGCAAGCGGUGGUAACGCUGAACCCUACAGCUCCCCAUUGACAAAGAGCUUUUCAAGAUUUUGUGCUGUCCAAAGAUACUGCCUAUAUAAAGUACAGGAGCGUUUAUAUCAAAUACAUUUUGUAUUAAAUUCCUGAAUGGAUAUUUUUUUUAGAUUUUCAUAAUUUGAACACUCACAUCAGGGUUAUGCUGGACUCCAGUGAGUAUAUCCAAAAUUAUGGUACUCAAAAACACCAGGAGCCUGGAUUCAAUUACUUGUUUUUUUUAAAGCUGGUCCAUCAUUUUUUGGAUUUUUUUUAUUAAGAUGCACAUGUCCCUUCCUGAAAAAAGCCCACAAGUUGGCUUUUUUCUGCUUCCUAUUUUUUUACAAAUAUAAACCAAACUAUUUCAAGCAGAAUACAAUGAUGCUCUUCUUCUUAUAGUAUCAUUGUUUAAAGGAUUAUUGGAAAAGGGAAACAAAGCCCAGGGAAAACCCAAGUAUAAAAUAUAACUUCCCAUAAAGUGCUCGCUAUUUGUAUUAGCCAAAAAAAGUAUAUAUAAAUGCACAAUAUAUACUUUAUUUGGGUAUUACAUAAUACAUAUAUAUUUAUUUAACCCCUUAAGGACACAACGGAAAUAUUCCGUCAUGAUUCCAUUUUUUUUCCAGAAAUUGUGUCCUUAAGCGGUUAAUUUUAUAUUUUUUACGUCUGUCUAUUCAGGGACAGUCUAGUUAAAGGGUUAAGCUGUAGUUGUUCAGGUGACUAUAGUGUCCCUUUAAGUCUUUUGAAGACAUCUUACCCUCUUAUAAUGUUAAUUCUGUGGGUAAUUGUGUCUCUCUAUGCCCCCUGAAUAUUGGAUUAUCCGUAGGUUCCUUUGUUAUGCAGUCAGUUUAUGCUUUCAUACAAACAUCCUCCACUCUGUCUCCCCUUUCCUUGCUUUUUCUUCUCUCUCCCAUUUGUGUUUUACCACACCAUGUUGUCUCUCCUCAUCCAUUGCAGGCUCUCCCCAUCCAUUGCUAGAUCUCCCCAUAUCAAUCCUCCUCUCCCCAUCCAUUGCUGGCUUUCUUUGUGUCAUUCUUCCUCUCCCCAUAUCAUCCUUGCUCUCCCCAUAUCAUUCUUCCUCUCCCCAUCCAUUGCUGGCUUUCUUUGUGUCAUUCUUCCUCUCCCUAUAUCAUUCUUGCUCUCCCCAUAUCAUUCAUCCUCUCCCCAUCCAUUUCCGGCUCUUCGCCGUGUCAUUCUUCCUCUCCACAUCCAUUUCCGGCUCUUCCCGUGUCAUUCUUCCUCUCCCCAUCCAUUGCCGGCUCUCUGCGUGUCAUUCUUGCUAUCCCCAUCCAUUGCCGGCUCUCCCCAUACCAUUCUUGCUCUCCCCAUGAGCAGGGCACUGUUAUAAACCACUGUAUAUGGUACUACCAGGCCUCUUACUGUUCAGCUGAAAUGAUGGGAUGUGAUGGAAUUGUGAGGAGAGUAAAUGUCACCAGCUGGACGAGUGAAGGACAUAAAAAUCAUCCUGGGAGAGGACCUCCUGUCUGUAUAAUUAUACAUCAUGCAGAGUAGUAUUUCCAUUUUAUUGCAUAGCCUGACUUAUUCUAGCUGUUAUUAUUACAUGCUAGUGUCUCCUACAGUCUGCUGUUUGAGCGCAAUGUGUGGAGGUUUCUAGGUUAAACAUUCCCUGACAUAAUGGCACGACAUAGAAAAAGAUAGAAGACUGACAAGUCGGAAUAUCUUAACAUGUCUAUUGGUUACUAUGUUGCAGCCGUGGGUAACAUCAACACAUGAUAAUUCUAUUGUGGUCAUCUAUUAGUCUUAGAGCUUGCAUACAAGACACAUAACAUGACUGCUACAUUCCUUGCAAAGUUUUGGGGUUUCAAAUUCAUUAUGAAUCAUACUCCAGGGCAAGUAUGUUUGACCCCAGUAAGAUUCACCAGAGUUUGUAAUUCCGCCAUAGAAUUGAGUGCAGAACAUGCUGUCGGUCAUUAACAAGUUAGUUAUCUCCGGGAAUGAUGGAGACUGAGAUAAAGAGAUACACUUAAAACAGAUACACUAUUAAUGAUUGAGAAAUAGGUAAAAAUGAUCUUUUUUUAUAAGAAGAUGUAAUUUUAACAAAAUAGCAAUUUAAAUGAACUAAAAUGUAAUUAUUUGAGGCAUAAUAUUCAAUGAGUCAGUUUCACUGGCUGCCAUUUUGUUCAGGUCAGGCUGCCAUUUUGUUCAGGUCAGGCUGCCAUUUUGUUCAGGCUUCAUGACUGGCUGCUUGAUAUUAUAUACCUUGCAAGUAUAACUCAAACAGUAUACAAACAAAAUAACAAAUUAAAAAGCAAUAGUACUUAACUUAUAAAGAUGCGUAACAGCCUCCCUAGGUCGCUACCCAAACGAGCGACCUGUAUCAUGCAUAAUGUAAACCAAAAAAAGAAGAUUUGGGUUAUAAAAGUGCCGAUAUCAAGAGAGUGCCAUUCUAUACUUGAGGAGCGCCAGUGGACGGCACAUUGGGAAACCCCUCUGAGGUUGUGGUGGUGGUGAUGGUUGCUCUUUACAGUUGACUCUCCUAUGUUUAUACUGCAUUUUUCAUUAAUACAGUGGUGUGCAUUGGUCUAGCAAGUCAUUUACUAUUUCCAAACCCCUCACUCAUUUUCGCUUUUUAAAAAUGUACCACAAAGUUGAUUAUGUCUGUAAAUUACCCAAUAUGCCCGCUCUAAUAAGUGCAUCUGGCAGUUACAUCACACUCAUUGCAGGCGGUAUAUAACAUCAUGUAAACCAAAAAAGAAGAUUCGGGAUAUUGCUAUGUAAAUCUACAGAAAAAAUAUAAAACAGAACAUAGUGUGAUAUUGUUAAAGAUACAAUAUUAUAUGCGCAACAAUCUUUUGCACUCACAAGAUGUAGAUGAUAAAAGCGCUCUUAGGGUGCCUCCCCUGGAAUAAUGGGGGGCUAGCUGAUAAUGCUUGUCACCUCUGGAUCCUUGUUCCACCAAAAAGACAUCCACAGGUCAGGGUUCAGCAAUAAAAAAUUAGUUCAUUUAAAUAAAAGGUGUAGUCACCAUAUUCAGCAUAGGAUAUAGAUAACAUAAAAUUGCCCUACGCGUUUCGUUCUAUAAGAACUUCCUCAGGGACCACAAUUAAAAACAAUUAUCAUGUAUCAAUAUACAAUACAUAAAUAAACAUAUCCUAUACAAACCCCCCCUCCCUGUGUCCUUAAAUAGGGCUAAUCCCUAGAGUCCAUUGGUGGAUUCAGGGGGAGUGUAAAUCCUUCCUGUUCCUGGUUGGAGGGACAAUCUCACUGAGGCAGCUGUUAUUUAUUCAAUAAUUUUAUAAUUCGCGCUUUUUUCGGCAAAUACCGCGGGUAAUCCUAUUUCGCCGAAACCGGAAGUGACGUCACGGUUACUUCAGCAUUCCACAUGGGUUCCACACACGACGUCCCCAUAGCAACCAAACGUGAUCGAGUUGUUCAAAGAUCACCUGGAACUGAGGAAGAAUAAACCCCCAUUCUGCUAAAGAAAAGAUUAUUAAACAUGUGCAUUGCAAUUGAUCAUUAUUCACAUCUGAUGUAUGUAGAGUAUCAUCCUCCUAUUGUGAUAUCAUUAAGUAAUAAUAAUAAUAUAAUAAUAAUAUAAAUAAUAAUAACAUUGAUCCUUAUAUAUUUAACCAAUAAUAAUAAUACCUCAAAAUGUUAUGAGUCAAAAGACUUAAUAUUAUAAAGUGCUUAAGUGUCUCAUAUAAAUCAAAAAAGUGAUUAUUAUUUUUUUUAUUAUUAUUAUUUUUAUUUUUUUAUUUUUUUCCUGCCCUACCAAUAUACAACUUUAUAUAAUUGGUGAAAAAUGGACAUCACAGUUAAUCGAUCACUGUCAUCAAUUGAUCUUCAGUAUGUCACAUCUCAUUAGUGUUCCUUAUAAAAAACUUUCAAAACUUAUUUAAUAUCUUAGUGCAAUUCAUUUAGAUACAAAAAAGAUUGUGAAUUAUAACUUAAACACAAAGUCUUUUCUUCAAGAAGUUGAGAAUAUUGAAUGGGAUCCGGAGUACAGUUGGGCCACCCUUGAUGUGACCUUUCUGUACUCAGUGAUUAGCCAUAAUUUGGGUCUGGAGGCAGUUGACUAUUUUAUGGAGCAGGAUUUGGAGUUACCAACGGAUAUAAGAGAGUUUAUUUUUUCUUCCGUUCAAUUUAUUUUAUAUCACAAUUAUUUCUUCUUUAAUGGUGAUUUUUUUCUACAAAUCACGGGGACUGCCAUGGGGACCAAGUUCGCCCCCAGCUAUGCCAACACAUACAUGAGCAGAUGGGAGGAGUUGUUUGUAUGGUCUGGACAUGGCUGGAGGGCGAACUUGGUCCUAUGGCGGCGUUAUAUCGAUGACGUUAUUAUUAUUUGGAAAGGGUCUUCUGUCUUAUUUGAUGAUUAUGUCAAUUUCUUGAAUGAUAACGAAUAUAAUCUGGUUUUCACCCCCAUUUGGAAUAAAAAUGAGAUCAAUUUUCUUGAUCUUUGUUUGUUGCAUGAUUCGAGACAGAUAAGGAGUAAAUGUUUUUUUAAACCUACUGAUGGGAAUGGGUUCGUUCAUCGUAAGAGUGGGCAUUGUGAACCUUGGCUUAAGGCUAUAGCUAGAAGCCAGUUCACCCGACUUAGGCGGAAUUGCUCGGAUAAACAAGAUUCUUUUGCCCAAUCAUCACAUAUAAAGAGGAAGCUUAUAGAUAGGGGAUACAAUGGAAAGAGAUUAGAGAAAGAGAUUUACCGUAUUGGUGAUAUAGAAAGAAAGACAUUUUUGGAAAAUAGACCAUCUAUUCCGGAAACUAGGGAUAAUUUCCGCUCAGCAUUUAUCACCCAUUACAACACUGAUUAUAAUAGAAUUAAGAGGAGUCUUCAAAGUUCUUGGCCUAUUUUGUUACAAGACCCCGUUCUGGGGGCACAUUUAACGGAUAAUCCCGUAGUGAUUUAUAAAAGGAAUAAAAAUUUGAAGGAUAUGUUGGCACCUAGUUAUGCCAUCAAGCCACCAUCUGUUUCUACUUUUGUUCGAUCAGGCUCAUUUCGAGGCUGUGGUACUUGUAAAGUCUGUACCACGGUGUCUAUUAAAAAUACACAUACUUUUUUUAGCUCUACUACGGGGGAGAGUUUCACACUUAGGGAUAGUAUUAAUUGCCACACGGACUUUGUAGUAUAUUUGCUGCAGUACCCGUGUGGCAUGCAAUACGUGGGAUGAACUAAGAGGAUUCUGAAGGUUCGCCUAUUGGAACAUCUCAACAAUAUCAGAAAGAGACUGACGACACAUUCAGUCCCAGCUCAUUGUAUAUCUUGUCCCUUUUUUUCAUUUCAGGAUUUUAAAUGCUGGGGAAUAGAACGAGUUCCCCCUUUUUGGCGUGGGGGCAAUAGAGUACAAAGACUAGCCCAAAGGGAGACUUUCUGGAUAUAUAAGUUACAGACCCUUACACCAAAGGGUCUAAAUAUAGACAUCGACUUAAUGUGUUUUUUGGAUUGACUUGGCCUUAAUAAAGUCUUAAAAUGGAAUACAAUAGAUAUGUGUGUUUGUCCCCAAUUUGGGGCUUUUUCUACAGUUGUAAGUCAAUCCCUAUUUAGAUAGAGGAUUCAUAUAUAUGAUUAUUUUGAGUAAUUAUGUUUAUAUAAUUUUUCACUUUAAGUUAGGAUUUAUGGUCUUGUAUGACCUAAAUCAUAAAGAUACAAUGGAGACACAGCAAUUGACUGUUCGAAUAUUGAAAAUAAACCUACUCGGGUGAUAUAUAGAAUCAAUAUCAUCCCAAAUGUGGAGUUGCACAUUAAUUUUUUAAGUUAUAAUUCACAAUCUUUUUUGUAUCUAAAUGAAUUGCACUAAGAUAUUAAAUAAGUUUUGAAAGUUUUUUUAUAAGGAACACUAAUGAGAUGUGACAUACUGAAGAUCAAUUGAUGACAGUGAUCGAUUAACUGUGAUGUCCAUUUUUCACCAAUUAUAUAAAGUUGUAUAUUGGUAGGGCAGGAAAAAAAUAAAAAAAUAAAAAUAAUAAUAAUAAAAAAAAUAAUAAUCACUUUUUUGAUUUAUAUGAGACACUUAAGCACUUUAUAAUAUUAAGUCUUUUGACUCAUAACAUUUUGAGGUAUUAUUAUUAUUGGUUAAAUAUAUAAGGAUCAAUGUUAUUAUUAUUUAUAUUAUUAUUAUAUUAUUAUUAUUAUUACUUAAUGAUAUCACAAUAGGAGGAUCAUACUCUACAUACAUCAGAUGUGAAUAAUGAUCAAUUGCAAUGCACAUGUUUAAUAAUCUUUCCUUUAGCAGAAUGGGGGUUUAUUCUUCCUCAGUUCCAGGUGAUCUUUGAACAACUCGAUCACGUUUGGUUGCUAUGGGGACGUCGUGUGUGGAACGCAUGUGGAACGCGGAAGUAACCGUGACGUCACUUCUGGUUUCGGCGAAAUAGUAUUACCCGCGGUAUUUGCCGAAAAAAGCGCGAAUUAAAAAAUUAUUGAAUGGAUAACAGCUGCCUCAGUGAGAUUGUCCCUCCAACCAGGAACAGGAAGGACUUACACUCCCACUGAAUCCACCAAUGGACUCUAGGGAUUAGCCCUAUUUAAGGACACAGGGAGGGGGGGUUUGUAUAGGAUAUGUUUAUUUAUGUAUUGUAUAUACAUGCUAAUUGUUUUUAAUUGUGGUCCCUGAGGAAGUUCUUAGGACAAUUUUAUGUUAUCUAUAUCCUAUGCUGAAUAUGGUGACUACACCUUUUAUUUAAAUGAACUAAUUUUUUAUUGCUGAACCCUGACCUGUGGAUGUCUUUUUGGUGGAACAAGGAUCCAGAGGUGACAAGCAUUAUCAGCUAGCCCCCCAUUAUUCCAGGGGAGGCACCCUAAGAGCGCUUUUAUCAUCUACAUCUUGUGAGUGCAAAAGAUUGUUGCGCAUAUAAUAUUGUAUCUUUAACAAUAUCACACUAUGUUCUGUUUUAUAUUUUUUCUGUAGAUUUACAUAGCCAUAUCCCGAAUCUUCUUUUUUGGUUUACAUGAUGUUAUAUACCGCCUGCAAUGAGUGUGAUGUAACUGCCAGAUGCACUUAUUAGAGGGGGCAUAUUGGGUAAUUUACAGACAAAAUCAACUUUGUGGUACAUUUUUAAAAAGCGAAAAUGAGUGAGGGGUUUGGAAAUAGUAAAUGACUUGCUAGACCAAUGCACACCACUGUAUUAAUGAAAAAUGUUCUUCAGGAAGUAUGCAGUAUAAACAUAGGAGAGUCAACUGUAAAGAGCAACCAUCACCACCACCACAACUUUAGAGGGGUUUCCCAAUGUGCCGUCCACUGGCGCUCCUCAAGUAUAGAAUGGCACUCUCUUGAUAUCGGCACUUUUAUAAAGUGACAAAGAGGGGGCACUCUGCUAAUCCCUAACAUAUCUCAACUUAUUUCUUUAAAAUUCACCCACUGCUCCUAAGGCUAAUGCUUCCUUGUUAGGCCAAGCAGCAAGGAGGGGAGGGACUGCUGGGUACUCUUGUUGAGCAGUAAACCACUAAAUAUUAUUUAAUACUGAAUGGAAGGAUGGAGCCGGGGGACUCCAGACACUAUAACCACUUUAAUGAGGUGAAGAAGUUACACUGUCUACAAUUGUCCCUUUAAAAUAAAAUGUUUAGUUAGAAAAAAUAUGCCAUAGCAUUAAUGCAUCAUAUUGAUAGUAUUUAUAUUAAAAAAGCAUUAAUGCAUCAGAUUAAUAGUAUUCAUUAUAAAUAUUUUCUAUAAAAUUAUAUAAAGAGUGGGGUGAAAAGAUAGUUUGACUUGGUUGCAAAAAGCGUGUUUUGUUUUUUUCUUUUUACUUGCACACCCCUGGAAUGAUAUAUAUCUGUAGAACUAUUUGCACAUAGCAGAGACAUAUCCACAGGAACAGACAAGCAGAGACAGGAGGAUUUUGGUACAGUGAGAAAAUGAAGGAAUGUGUCCAGGACCAGGCCAGAUACAAUCAAAUGAUAAGCCCACAUUCUGGAUAAUAAUGAUGAUAUAUGACUUAGAAAGUUUGUUUCCCCCACCCCCUUUAUUCUUGUCCGUAAUUGAAAUCUGAAUUUCAAAAAUGUUGUUAUUAUAACCGAGUUGGAAAAUUUUCCCAAAUUAGCACUUUUUGCCUAAAUAUUUCAAAACCGCUUUCAAUUUGAAAAAUAAAAUAAAAUGUACUGCUUAGUGAAUAAAUCUCAUUGUUUCAAAAUAUGCAGCUGUUUUAUAAGAAAGUAUCUCUACCAGUUGUGGCUUUUAAGUGUAAUUGGUUGUUAUGAUGGUCAGUUUAUUACUUGGUUACUGGUGGUGUUUUGCAGAUAUAGUGCAGUAAGAUCAAUUCUUUGUAUUUUUGGGAAAAUGCAAAAUUGAUAGAAGAUUGUGUCUCUGCUGUAUAUACCACGUUACAGAAAGCUACACAUGGGUCAUUACGUUCCAUCUGGUAAUGAGUCAAUUAAAGCCACAAUGAUGUUGGUUCCAGUCUUGGAAGCAUGUCACGUAUCCUGAAAUAGAAUCCUAAAUUGUAUUUUUUAAUAUUAGAAUUGUUGUAAUUAGUCUUUCUCUCAGGAAGAUCCUUCUUCUGACCACCAGGUUAUUGCAGAAGAGCUCUGAAAGCAGCCGCACCCCAUAAUUUAUAAAACUGCAAACUCACUAUAAACUGCGUUAUAGAUCAUUCUUUUUAUGACAAAGUAGCUACAGUUAUCUGCAGAGCGAAAAAUAGAAAAUGUAAUCACCAGAAUUAAAAUAUCCAGUGACCAGGCCAUUAGCCUAUACUCAAAAUCUAAAUAACACCUCUAAAAAUAACGUUAUGACCAAUGGUAUUCUUCUAUGCAAAAACUCUAUAAACUGUGUAUUGAAAAAUAAAGUAUCUGUGGUCGGUCAGUAUAAAACACUUAAGAUGGAUGUGAUAUUUAAGACUUUUUUUGUGUGUGUGUGUUUCGUGCUCUAUCUGCAUUUGACUUAUGUUUUUUUUUUUCUACAAACCAAUAUACUUAAAAAAAAAAAAAUUGGUCUGCUGGAGGCUUUUUUACAAACGUUCCUACAGACACCAAUGUUGUUUUAUGGUCCUGAAAAAAAACCUGUAAGUGCCUGCAUUAAAAGCAAGAUCCAGUGACUGAGGACAGGUUAGCUUUAUUUACUAAACUCCGAAUGGCAGCGAAGGGCUGUGAUAUUGUCAACCAAAUUUUGUCUAUUCACAAAGGCAAGUGUAGUUAUUUCAAGGGAAUUUGCGCCACCAUUCGGCUGAUGUUCAAUUACCUGUUAAAUGAGAAAAAUGUAUGUGGUUUAUUUUUAGGAAGGGCUGUUCUAACCAAAACCAGAGUAUUCCUAAAAACCCUUUAACGUUAAAACAAUAUCUGCUGAUCUCCUGUCUGAGCUCAGGCCCUACACAGCAGUAUUGGUUGCCUAAUAGGUAAUUCGACUCUGUAUACACAAAAUCUGUUCCAUCAAACGAAGUCAGUUUGGUGUUUAGAGUAUCCCUUUAAGUGCCUUGUCCUAAGUUCAUUCCUCCCAGUGGGAGAUAUGCCCAGUUUUUUUAUCAAUACUAUAUCAGAAAUGGUGGGGAAUUAUACUUCCUAGGAAGGCGUGGUUAAUAAUAAAGUAAAAGUAAAUAGAAAAUUACUGAUAGCCACAUUAAAGGGACAGUAUAGUCACCAGAACAACUACAGCUUAUUGAAUUUGUUCUGGUGAGUAGAAUCAUUACCUUCAGGCUUUUUGCUGUAAACACUGUCUUUUCAGAGAAAAUGCAGUGUUUACAUUACAGCCUAGUGAUAACUUCACUGGCCACUCCUCAGAUGGCUGUUAGAGAUCCUUCCUGGGUCAUGGCUGCCUAAAAUGCAUCCAAACAUUCAGUAUCUCCUCCCUCUGCAUGCAGACACUGAACUUUCCUCAUAGAGAUUCUAUGAGGAGAUGCUGAUUGGCCAGGGCUGUGUUUGAAUCAUGCUGGCUCUGCCCCUGAUCUUCGUCUUUGUCAGCCUCAGCCAAUCCUAUUGGGAAGCAUUGUGAUUGGAUCAGGCCACCACGUCUGAUGACGUCAGCAGACUGCUUGUUUUUUUUUUUUUUUAGGCAGACAGCAUGCAGAGUUACAGCUUCAGGCUUGAAUACAGUAAGAUUUUGCUAUAUUUAUGGAGGCAUGAGAGGCCCAGGGGGGUUAGAUGGUGGUUCUAACACUACAUGUAUUCCUGACCCUUUAGUGAUCCUUUAAUGACUUGUUAGUAACCUGUUAUCAUACCAACUCCCAAAAUCUUGAUAAGAUGCCCAAUUAGAAGGAUGUCAUGCUAGGUGAGGUAUGUCAGCCAAGAGGAGGCAAUGAAAAGCAAUAAAAUGAUUAAUCAGAUCUUGUAGAUAUAGAGCAAUUAAAUUGUUCUAAACAUCCGUGAAUACAACAUUUUAAAAAGAGAGUCCUCUACCUCUGUGACACGGAAAGAAAUGCUUGUGUGGAAUAUAUGUCAUGCUGAUAUGACAUGGCAUAUUUUUUGACUAGCUACGUAUAUAUGUGUUAGCAUAUGAGCAUACCUCCCAAGUGUCUAAAUCCCUCUGUCCCUAUUUUGUUUCUCCUAAUGUCCCUUUUUUUUUUUAGGAGCUCCGUGGUGUUAGAGUGUCUGAGUGUAUAACGGAGCUCCACAGCAAUAUACUAACACUAAUGUGUAAUUAAACUACAAGAAGGGUGUUUAGAAAUCAGUCUGUGUAAACAGGAUACAUUGUACUUGUUCUAAUUAUAUUUCAGCUGUCAAACUUAUUAGUAAGACACCUACAAUUUCUUAAAACAGCCCCGUCCCUGGCCACCUCCUCCCUUAAAAUUAAUGUGUCCCUAUUUGUCCAUUUGACAGUUUUGGAGGUAUGUAUGAGGAUGCAUGCGCAGUGAAUGAAAUCGGCAGCUUUCUGGAAUAGGCUUGUAAAAUGGCAAUGGCGGACCCUAUUACGAGCAGAAGAACAGGAUUGUCAUGCUUGCAAAAAUGCACUGUAGUAGUCUGUAUCGUAAUCCGAAUAUUCACAAAGACACAACAUUCACUGAAUGUUAAAAUAUCUCAAAGGGACCAGCAGGGCAAACAUGUAUUCUUCACCCUGAGAAUAAAUACUGCCAUGCAGUCAUGUAACAGCUGGGUCCACUAUUAACAUUUUUAGUUUUGCAGCCCACCUACACACCUUUGUUAGCAAUUCCUGUCUUUAGUUGUUUUGACAUGUCAUACUUCUAGUACACAUAGUAGACCACGAGUUGUCCAUUGGCACAAGAUUGAGGGUCAUGCAGGCAGUCGAAUGCAAAGUGUGGAUCAAAAUAUUGUGUUUUCAGAAAUGUUUUUUGGUAUUUCAGAACAACAUGCAAACUUAUCUGUCCAAAAUACUCUCACUCCAUACGCUUCCUACACAUGUAAGUAAAGCCCUUUAUAAUAUAGUUAAUAUGUGCAGAAUAUCAUUUAAACCAAGGCUACAGGAUUCCAAAUUAAGGAAGGAGGCAACAUCACCCAGUAAUGUAGCACAGGUUAACGUGUGUAUUUAAAAGUCAGCGCUCACAAGACAAAAAUUACUACAGAUACCUGUAAAGUGUGGAUAAAAAGAAUGCUGAAGUAUUAAUAAAUCUCCCAAUCGUCACUGAUCUAACUGGACAGCUUAAUUUGAGAUUCUUCUUUUCGCUGUAUCCUGGUUUUUGUUGUUUUUUUUUUUUUUAGAAUAUGAUCAGAUUUUAUUUUUUUCAAUGUAAUUACAAAUACCAGUUCCAGUAGUAGGUAGAAGCACUCCGUCUUGUUUUUCGUGUUCAUCUUUCUGGGUCUCCUAACCCGUGCACUGGAAGUGUGUAAUUACUUCUUAUCUCUAUACAUUGCUGAAUACACAGACACUCAGUCAUUCACAAAACCGAGAUUUGCUGGGAAGUCCAAGGGAAUUUCAAAUCUCAGGCCGAAAUAAUCAAACUGAAAAAAAUUUAACUUUUUUUUCUGUAUUAGCUAUUUGGGCCUACAUUUUGAUGUGCAUUUUGAAUUCCCAGCAGUUGUCACUUUAGUGACCAACCCUGUCUCUCUGUUUUAGUUGAACGCACAUACCUCCUUUUUACUUGUUCAGAUCUGCUGUUUUUUUGCAAAGGCUCACUGAACAUGUCACUUGCGCACUAACGUCCCAGCUUCCAUUGCACAAACAGCAAGUGGCUCCGCAACACUCACACUUUCACUAACUCACACUUGUUUCUGCCUUUCUUCCAGUGGACAGUUUGCCAUAGUAAAACGAUGCCAGGAAAAAAAGACUGGAGUGAAUUAUGCCGCCAAGUUCAUCAAGAAACGUCAGAGCCGGGCAAGCCGCCGCGGGGUCACCAGAGAGGAGAUUGAACGCGAGGUGAAUAUUCUGCGGGAGAUCAAGCACCCCAACAUUGUUACCCUGCACGAUGUGUACGAAAACAAGACAGAUGUGGUUCUUAUUCUAGAGCUGUGAGUAUAGACGUGACAUAUUGACGCAUUGUAGAAUGUUAGUAACACUGUGACAUCGUUUCAGUAUUUAUGGAAUUUUAAUACUUUUCCCCUACAUGGAAUGGUAGUGUUUAAAUCAGGCUUCCCCAAACUCUGGGAAGGAAACAGGAAAGUCCAGACAUGUCCUCUUCUCGAAGGAAAUGAAACAAUGCAUCCUUCCUGCAAUUUCUCUUCCCAGUGAAUAUAUUAUUCAUACAGCAGACUGAUUGAUAGCUAUGCAUGUAUAUACAAGCACGCUUUAUAAAUAUUCAACACGAUGUGUAUUUUAAAGACCAUCACUAAGGUGUCUAUUUACUAAACACCGAAUUAUAUACCAUGACUACAGAAAAGUUCAAGAAUAUUCCACAUUAUAUAUUUUACGCUCAGUUUGUAAAUUCAGGAUUCACUCACCACCAUCCAUUUUAGUGAAUAAACCCUUUUAUGUUUGAGUGAGAAGAGAUUUGCGUUACUUUAGGUUUAUUUACUGUAUAAUUGUCAAGGAUGCGGAAUUCUCUGCCUGAAGAGGUGAUUUUAUCAGAGUCCAUACGGAUGUUUAAACAGCAAUUGGAUAAAUACUUGCAAAAACAUAACAUACAGGGAUAUAAUUUCUAAUUAGUGGGGUAAUAGCUUCUUUUUUUCCUAGUUUGUUGCAAAAUUGGAAGCGCUUCAAACUGUUUUUUUUUUUUUGCCUUCUUUUGGAUCAACAGCAAAAACAGAUGUGAGGAAGGCUGAACUUGAUGGAUGCAGGUCUCUUUUCAGCUACGUAACUAUGUAACUAUGUAAUUUAAAGCGCCCAUUAUUUGAUACUGGUAACAUAAAAGGGCAGGACACCACAUUUGGUUUACUCCACUGCAUAAGCAUUUAAAGUUUUGACCUCCUGUUCUUUAUAGAUGCCGGUGAAUCAUUAGCCCCACGUAUAACAUAAUGCAGUGUUGAAGAGGCCCAAAUGAGUAUGCAUUUGUUCAUAUACGUAUUCUUUUAACGUGGACAGGUUCGGUUUAAUAGAUAACAGAUCUAAAGGCACUAAAUAUAUGACUUAUCACAGUAAUAAAUUAUAUAUUUAUUUGAUUGGGCCCUUUGGUCCAGUGCCACCAUAUUGAAGGAUUUGUGAGCAUUACAGUGAUGUCCCUGUAUGAUGAGAUUGUCCCUGCUUGGGGAUGCUUCCAUAAGCACGACAUUCCUCCUUACUGAUGCUGACAUCAGUAGCGUACCUACCUUGGGAGGCUGAAGAGGCAAAAACUUGGGGAGGCGCCACAUGGCUGCUGCACCAGUAAAAUACUAAAGCAUUUGCGUGGCUUGAUGUGACUUCCUGUCCGUGACUCAACGGCAAGGGCUGAACUUAGUAUGAGGAUGUAACAUCACGUCCUCACGUUAAAGGACCAUUCUAGGCACCCAGACCACUUCAGCUCAAUGAAGUGGUCUGGGUGCCAGGUCCAGCUAGGGUUAACCCAUUUUUUCAUAAACAUAGCAGUUUCAGAGAAACUGCUAUGUUUAUGAAUGGGUUAAGCCUUCCCCUAUUUCCUCUAGUGGCUGUCUCAUUGACAGCCACUAGAGGCGCUUGCGUGCUUCUCACUGUGAUUUUCACAGUGAGAGCACGCCAGCGUCCAUAGGAAAGCAUUAUGAAUGCUUUCCUAUGUGACCGGCUGAAUGCGCGCGCAGCUCUUGCCGCGCGUGCGCAUUCAGCCGACGGGGAGGAGAGAGGAGGAUCGGAGGAGGAGAGCUCCCCGCCCAGCGCUGGAAAAAGGUAAGUUUUAACCCCUUUCCCCUUUCCAGAGCCGGGCGGGAGGGGGACCCUGAGGGUGGGGGCACCCUCAGGGCACUAUAGUGCCAGGAAAACGAGUAUGUUUUCCUGGCACUAUAGUGGUCCUUUAAGCUCCACCGUCACCGUCAUGUCGCAUUAAUGGUUUUUGGCGCCGAAAAAGUAGAGAGGACUCAGAGCCUGCAGAAGGGAGCAAAUGUCUUUCAAUUGCUGUUGUCCUCUUUGCAGAAUUGCUGAAAGUUUACUUCCUGAUGUAACGAUAUCUUAGAUGUGACAUUUUGUGCUGUAAUACACAAAAUAUUUGCUCUAGCUGAGCCUGAAGAUGGUAGAUAAGACCCGCUGUUGCAGUGUACAUAUAAAUAUGGUAUUUUCUUUGUUUUAAGUAGUUUUUGCAACAUUUGAAAAGCAUUUUAAUUUUAGUUUACUCAAGCUGUUUGGCAGCCUGAACACUCCUGAAAGGGCACUUGGAACCAUUGUUUGAAUGUUCAUAACUUCCUAAGACAUUAAUAAAUUCGUCACCGGUUGUUUUUUUUUCUAUUGCAUUUAGAAGUGCUUAUUCAUAAAAAUGUGAUAAUGAUUGUUAUCAAGAAAAAUACCAUAGUAUUUACAUGUGUUGAAUUAUCCUGACAACCAGAGGGACAGGGUGAUGUUGGCUGAGUUGGUGGUAUAUUGGGGGGCUCAAAAUUUAGUUCUGUCCUUGGCGACCGUAACUCUGGUUACGCCAAUGGCUGACAUGCUGGCUUCACUGCGAGCACGUUAGUGUCCUUGUGUCCUACGCUCUCUCAGAAACAAGAGGAAGGCCUGCUGCAGAAUAGCCAUGUGACAAGGAGCCAGAGAACUGCCAGGGGGAGGAAUUUUUUGCUCCACCUGUCACUCACCCAGACAAUAAAUGUUGAUUUUUAUAUUUGAGUCAUGGGAAGUGGCAGUUCCCCUUUAAAGAACAUUUAGUCACCUGUAGCCCUCAGCGCCGACAUGACAGAGAAAGCACAUUGUCAGCACUGAGAGAGUAAUAGGAAAUACAAGGUAAAGAAUAGUCCGUUACUUGGCAAUGAAGGUGGCGAGAAAGAUGUAUUUUUGGGGGGAUAUGAAAUAGAUGCAUUGCAGAGGCAAGUCUUAAGAAAAGCAUGAAGGUGAUUAUUAGAAGAAGACACUCUUGAAAGCAAAGGGUCAGUGUUGUGAUGGUAAAUGUCGAUUGAAUAUAAACAUAGAAAUGUUUUUGAGGAAUGCCUCUGACAUUUGAUACCAUGCCAUGCCUCAUGAACUCCUAACAAUGUAAGAUUAGACCUCCUCGAACGAUAGCAAGUUAAUCGUGAUGAUGUUGUUAUGGUGAUGGGACUGGAGUUUAAGUGAACAUGCACUUUUGAUGCUCUUACAGUAGUCAGAACCACCAUAAAAAUUAUCUUUGACUUAUUGUCUAAUUGUUUCAUUACUUUCUGACAAUGACCUUGUCCCUUCUACUCUCAGUGCUGGAACAUCUUGGCUUUGGCCCCAGGUGAUAAUCAUAAGUUCAGUCAUGAUCUUUACUCGUUACCAAGCGUGAGAAUUAAAGCAAGUAGCCAACACUCCAAACCUUUGUCAGUCAGCAAUAGAAUGAGAGAAGGGUUCCCCUCUUCCCAGUUUCCUUUGAACUGGUUCUAGAACCUUGCCUCUGGAAGAUGCACAACAUUCAUGGGAUACUUGAAGAAGUGGAGACGUGUACAUUUUCAGCCAUUGCAGAUGUUUUAUUGUCACCUCUGUGCUGUAGUAUUUAUGUUGCUUAUGAGUCUUGGGUGCCGUCCCCUGCUAAUAUGUACACCAUUUAGAGUUUGGCACUUACCAUGCUGUGUCAGGUGCCCAUGGUCCUUCUGGUCUGAUUCACCUGAAAAGGCAGAAAUUUAAACUUCCACAUCAUACCAAAGAAGUAUAUACCAAAAACUAUUAAUUGUCUGAGUGUCAGCUGUUAAAGAGCAUAGCGUGUACUUAUAAGGCAAUGCUUGCUCUAAUUUUAUAGCAAAUAUAUUUUGUAUAUUUUUUAAGAGGGUCAUGGGAAAUGAUUAAAUCCUCUUCUUCCUUUUCUGCCUUACAGUUUCCUCUCACCGUAUUCAGGAAGUAAAGUACAUUACGUGCCCCGUUCUGCUGCAGAUGUAGUUUCAGUUAUGUUAACUUACAUUGUUUUCUCGAUGUUUGAAAAUAUGUUUAGCAGCCUACAGAAUUUAACAUGAGAGCAGCGUUCUAAGGACACCGCUUCAGAAGUAAAAGACCAGCGUGAUGUAAAAUUUCCGUCAUGUGACCUUAAGGGGGUUAAGGAAUUAUUUUCUUUUAUGCCUCCAAAUUAUUUUAUAAGGUAACGUGCAAGUAUUUACUAUGCAAACACGAAGGACAGUCACCUAAAACAGCAAGACUUCCUCCAGUUAAAAUAUAGAAAGUAAUUUUCUAAAGCAAACUGCCAAAUUUAGGAAAAUAAUUGCUGAUUUGGCAAAAUGUAUUUAUUUAUAUUUAUUUAUUUAUAAAAUAUUUUACCAGGAAAGAUACAUUGAGAUUUCUCUCAUUUUCAAGUAUGUGCUGGGUAAAAAUGAUCAAACUCCGCGACAGCCAUAGCUUGGCUCUAUCAGCCUAAAUCAGGCAUAGGCAUACUUCGGCACUGCAGAUGUUUUGGACUACACCUCCCACGAUGCUUUGCCAGCAUUAUGGGUGUAAGAGCAUUAUGGGGGAUGUAGUCCACAACAUCUUGAGUGCCGAUGGUUGCCUACCUCUGGCCUAAAUUUUGCAAUUCAGUUUAAAAACUCGCUACAAUUUGGUGGUCAGUGAAUAAUCCUUAGUGUCUGAACUAUAACAAGAAAUGGUGAAAAACAAUGGCUACUGUCUGAAAUGUGUCAGUAUAUGAAGAUAUUAUAGGUUGCGUGUGUGGUUAACCAGAAGGAUAUUGCAGACUCUUCACUUCCCCUAAACAUAGACAUUCUCUUUUUUAACAGGGCAGGACAUGGGGGCUUUAAUUAGCCUUCAAUGUUAGUAAUAUAAAAAACAGAAAAUCAACACUUUUCUAUCAUAUUUAUAGUAGUUUUUAUUGCACUAUAUAAAGCAUUUCUUAACAAACUUGUGUUUUAAUCACUGUGCACUUUAUCUAUCAGGUCAAAAUAAUUCCAGUGAAUUCACAUCCGUGAUACCGAAUCGGUCGAUUAUCUUAACUGGGAAUUGUGUACAAUUGGCAAGAUAAUUGCAGAUUUGAAGCCAAAAAAGCAGAUUUGAAGAACUCUUCACAUUUUUGGCUUGCCUUUUUUAGGUUUCCACUAUUCGUGAUUACCCACCUACGUUUAUAUUUGUCAGAAUUCUUUUUUUUUUUUCCCUAACUUUUUGAGAUUAUAUCAGUUUUGAAAAUUUUAGAUAUUACUCCUACCCAUUUAUAAAUUUGUUUAGGCUAUUGAGAUUUACUGGGUAAUCGUUUACAUCGACAGCCAAGAUGUAGCUAAUAUGACUGUGAAUUUUGCUCUGCUAUAGUUAGUUUAGUGGUUAUUUACUUGGCUAGAUGAACAGGUUGUAGCCAGACAAGUGUCGCAUUCUGUUGUUUACCCACCUCCGUCCGGGAGUUCUUUGAUGUACAACCUCCCGACUCACUCACAAUAUAAAUAUGGGACUGGUUGCAUUGUUAUAGAAGCUGGUUAUUUUGCUAACAAAAGGAUGUAAUAGAGCCCUGCUUGCAGGCUGGUGUCUUUCCCUGAAACCAUGAGCUUCCAGCUUUCAUGAACACAUCAGCAGCUGUAUUUGUGUGUACAUAAAGGGUUACCCCAUUUGGACACUGCAAAAUGAGCUAGCAAUUAGGACUUUUCGAGUUGAACCGUAACGUUAUCUAAAGUGGUAAGUCUUGAAAACUUAGCUCAGUAUAUACUAAUCUGGAUCUGAUCUGUACCCUGCUUAAGAGCUGGAGGGCCUAAAAGUGCUUCCCUGCAUACAGGAGGAAGGGGCGUCCCUCUGCUUUAAGUCUAUUGGAAAUGAUAUGAGCCACAUGGUGAAAAGGAUGGAUUUCCUGUGCCCUAUGCCGUUAUAGUUUGGUCAGUAACCCCACUGUGCCCCAUUGCUCAUCAAGUAUGUUUUUCUGUGCCGCUUCCUGCAGGCAAAACCUAUUUAUGUUUUGGUUCUUUAUGCUUUAAAAUACAUAUGGGAAUGGUUUUAUAUAUGAUUGAAAAUAGCUCAAACACAUGCUCCUGUAGGCACAAGAGUCCGGAAGCAUAAAUAAUAUUUCUUAAUUACGCCCCCAGCAUACUUUUCAACUCAAGGACCAUAAAGCUCUUGAUCCAGAGCCGCCUAACAUUUUAUUGAGUGCAUUUAAUAACUGUAUCCCUUCUACUUCUGAAAUAGUUCUUUAAAAACAUUCGUGCGGGGAACAUAUACCACAGAUUAAUGAACUUUACUUUUAAGGUUUAGUUUCCAGAAACAGCAAAGUGAAUUAUCGGCAAUAUCCUAUAGAAUUUCUGGAAGUGAAAAAGAAACUCAUUUUAUUCUCGGGGUCUAUGAAUCAAAUUGUGAUUUUCUCCAUUAGCCAUUUACUGGUCCAAUCCGCACAGAAUGUCUCAUGAGAACAUUGACACAAUGACUCAUCCCAUAAUUAGAUAUCUGACUCUUUCUUUCUUUCUUUCUUUCUUUCUUUCUUUCUUUCUUUCUUUCUUUCUUUCUAUCAAAUCAUCAUUUUAACAUAGGUGCUGUGUGACCAGGUGACAAUGACAAGUUUAAUGGAUACAACGGGAGUAAUAUGACCCACUGACCGUGAUGUCACAAAUGCCUUAAAAUACAUUGUGGAGGGUGCAAUAUUACUAAAGGGUUAUUCACUCAAUUGUAAAUGGCGUAGAAUGAACAAAAUCAUGUAACAUUUUUGCCCAAAGUAUCCAGAUUGGGAAGAUAAAUCUACAUUUCAUCUAUAAGGCUAGCAUGACUAUUUUACCUAAAAUUUUAUAUCCCUGUGCCAUUCUCUCCACAAUUUCUGUCUUAGUCGAUAACCCAUAUCUGAUGUAUAAAUAUGGAAUUUUCGCAGAGAAGUUACCGUAUCAGUGACUUUUUACAUUGUAUCUGUACAGGGUUUCCGGAGGUGAACUCUUUGAUUUCUUGGCUCAGAAAGAGUCGUUAAGUGAAGAAGAGGCAACAAGGUUCAUCAAGCAGAUCCUGGAAGGAGUUAACUACCUGCACACCCGAAAGAUCGCCCACUUUGACUUAAAGGUAAUAAAAUAUGGGAAUCAGUCCUUACAAAAAAGGAUCAAAAUAUUGUUUGCAAAUUUUUUAAAGAGAAUUCUAAGCUGUAAAUGGUUGCAUGUUUACAGUUUACAGGGUUACAUCAACUCUUUUUUUCUUUUCUUCGAAUAAUGCUCUUUUGGGCAUUAUUCUUUAAGUUCCCCUAAAAACCACAGAAAAAAAAAUUUCAAAUAGGUUUUACUUAUCUUAAUCCAGCACCGGGCAAAGGUCUUGGCACUGCUCUGCACACCCCUUGUGAUGUCACAGGAGCUGUGCGGAGGUCUAAUCAAAGGCUUCUAUUUAACUGUCAUAUAUAAUUUAACAUAAAUUAUAUAUAAUAUUGCCUUUAAGUGUGCAUGCGUGCUCAGAGCAGGCGAAGGGAGGAGCAGAGGAUGGGAUUGGGAGAAACAAGCUCUGGCGGCAAGGGAGAAGCAGAAAGCAUUGGACGCCAGUGUGCUGUGUGCGCUGACAGCAGGAGUAAAAUAUGCACAGAAUUGACAAUCAGACAGCCCAGAAAAGAGUUCUAGGCUGUUUAUGUCAUGUGUGCCGGGGGGUGUAACCAGCCCAUGGCACACAAGUGCAAAUAUCCCUGCUUGUUCUGCGUUUAAAGCUGAAACACUGCACAUCCAGACUCCUACCACUAUAACCACUUCAAAAAGCAGAAGGAGUCAUGGUGAUUGAAGUUACCCUUUAAAUAUACUUUUGAGUACAGAUUUCUUAUUGGAUAAGGUGAGUGCACUAUGCUAUAGCUCCAACCCAUCUCUUUUUUAAAUACAGUGUAUGCACAUUAUUAGGUAGCUUACAGCUGUAUUAUCUUAAAGAAAAUGUAGAGCUUUCUUUCAUAGAAAUUAAUAGGAGCUGCCUGCAGGUUGUCAGUGUAGCCUCAACUGGUUUUAAAGGUGCAGCGCAGCGCGGGCACAUAGUGAAUUUUAGGACGUAUGUUAACCCUGUAAGUACUGGAAGGUUGUGUGAUAAAAAUUGAGUUUGACCUAGUUACCUAUACUGUAUUUUCCCCAUAGAAGGGACGAUUGUCUAUGUAGCAGAAUCAUACAGUGCUUUGCAUAUCACCGUAUACAUUUCACAUGUUCUUUCUUUUUUUUUUCUGUCAGCCAGAAAACAUUAUGCUCUUGGAUAAAAGUAUUCCCGUGCCUCAUAUAAAGCUGAUUGAUUUUGGCUUAGCUCACAAAAUAGAAGAUGGAGUGGAGUUCAAGAAUAUUUUUGGGACACCGGAGUUUGUAGGUGGGUACGGACGCUUCUCGCAGAAAAUCUGUUUAAAACCCUUCUGUUAUGAAAUGGUUGAGUUCCCUUCUCAUUACAAAAAUAACUUCAUUACUCAGUGAUCAAAUAAAUAAAGGAACAUGUGGAGAACGUUAUUAAAGGGAUACUAUAAGUACCAGGAAUACAAAGCUGUAUACUUGGCACAAUAGCUCCCCUGCCUCCCCCCCCAAUGCGGUAAAAAAGAUAGCUAAAGACCCUUUAUUUACUUACCUUUCACCAGCGCCAAUGUCCCUCAGCAGUAGGUCGCGGCUAUUCCUCCUCCCUGGUCCCACAACAAGCCAGCGCUAAUGCGCAUGCGCGGCAAAUGCUGCACACAUUAGACCUCCCCAUAGGUAACCAUUGAAUCAAUGCUUUCCUAUGGGGAAAAAUCUGACGCUGGAUGUCUUAAUGCAGAGCGUGACGACGUCCAGCGUCAGGUACUGGACCAAAGGUCCGUUUGGAUGUAGGAAGCUCAUCCACUGGAGGCAGACUUAGUGCUGCAAUGUAAACAUGCAGUUUCUCUAGAACUGCAAUGUUUAAUAUUGCAGAACUAAGGGCAAUAGGGACAUUGCGCCCAGACUACUUCAGUGAGCUGAAGUGAUCUGGGUGCCUAUAGUGUCCCUUUAAUGUAAUUAGUCAGCCAGCUCAUCCACCUGUCGGUUUGCUUGUUUGUCUGCCUAUCUGUUAAAAUUUGCUACAGAAUUUCUCUAUCCACUGCUACACUUACUACAUGGCAAUAAUUGUGUAUAGAUGGAAAGAUGCCUCCUUUAUGUAAACCGAUCUCCAUGUGCUACAAACUUGUCUCAGACCAUAUCGCAUUCUCUGAAUCUAAACCAGCGAACCAAUGGCACACAGACCUACAACACCCACUUUCCCAGAAACAAUGGGAAUACGUUUAUUAUAAGACACUGUUCUGCUGGUCUAUGGUACCCAGUAGGCUACAUAAGAUGUUCCCCCAAACAUCCGCCACCUGUUGGCGCUGUAAUGUAGAAGAAGGAUCCUAUCUAUGUAGUUGGUGGACAUGCAUUGCCCUCAAGCUUCUGGAAGGAGAUCCAUCGCCUUUUUUCUAAAAAUGUAGAGCACACUACAACCUUCUCACAAGGACCUAUCUCCUCCUUGAUUUACCUCACUCCCUGCCACGACACGUAAUCAAGCUAAUUAUGCACAUAGCACUCACAGCCCAACGUAACAUUGCCAGAGACUGGAAGUCCCCCCUCCCUUAAGAACCUCUUUAAGGAACUCAAUAAACAAGGCUCCUAUGAGCGUCAUUUCCUCUAUCUCUUCCAAAAAACAAAACUAAUAUUGAAUGCUUGGUCGACAUCGGACACGUGGAGAUCAGGGGUUAGAGGCUGAGUUUGUAACCAUUGAACUAUGUCAUCUUUGGGACCGUACAACACCUUGUAACAACCUUGUAAAAAUACUUAACUGGUCAAGUCACCUCCAAACUAAUGCCUAGUUUUCCUACCCACAUCCAUACCGAUCAACUACAUAUAUGUUGUCGUUGAACAAAAUGUACCUGUUCAUGUAAAACUACUCUUAAGUGCUCAGACUAUGUACCCAAUGUGAUGUUUUGCACCUGCUCUUCCCCCUCCCCCUUUUUCCUUUCUGUACACCCCCCCCAGCUUUCCUUUGAAAAAUCAAUAGAAACUUUUCAAAUCAAAAGAAAUUUCUAAAGAAUUUGGGUUAAUCACUAAAAGUUGCCAGAUUCAAAAUAGUCUUCACUCUGUUUUUUUUUUCUAACUCAUCUACUUUGGCUUACAUUUUGACUCCCGACUGUUCCCUAUUUAGCAAAAAAUCUCUGAAUUUAUGAACAAGUUACUGCCCAAUGGUGAACUAAUGAAAUAUUCCUCUGCUUUAAAAAUAGAUAUCCGCUAUAUAGAUAGAAAGAUAACACACACAUUUAUCCUGUAUCCAUCGUUUUAAUGCUAUACUGUUUCUGUUUUAGCUCCUGAAAUCGUGAAUUAUGAGCCUCUGGGACUGGCAGCAGACAUGUGGUGAGUCUCCCUCUAGUUGUCUCUGACUCUUUCCUUCACCAGGAGGGCAAGAGUUAACCCCGCACUGAAUAGCACUGGAUGUAGAGGUGUUUCUUGUACAAUAUUAACGUAACUUUCUAUUUUAGGAGCAUUGGAGUGAUCACCUACAUAUUGUGAGUAUCGAGCGUGUCUGUCACUGAAUAACCGAUAUAAUUAUUACGAUUAUUAUUAAUACAGUACCAACAUAUCACAAACUGCUUGCUGUUAAUUAAUGUCUGUUUUUAAAACAAUAUAUACUUUAAUAACGAGGAUGAACUUAUUGACAUGUGCAUAAUUUCCAUUUAAAUUGUCCGUUUGCAUAGCCCAGUUAAAUGUUGAAAACUUGCAUCUUGUAACAUUUCUUGCAAUCAGAAAGUCUCAAUAAUCUCUAAUUUAGAAGUACAGAGGUUUUAUUAAUAAUAAUCACAGUCCAAAAUUAUUAGGGCAGACGUGUCAUCAGAACGGUGACUUUCCUGUUCUUUACAUUUUUCCCAAUAUCCAGCCGGUGGCAUUAAUCCUACCUUUCCACUUCACUUUUGUCUCUUUGUGCUUUGGAGCUCAAAUAAUUUGCCCCAAAUUUAAUGGUCUACAAGUAUACCCAUGUCAAUCUAAUGACAAAAUGAAAGGGGGGGGAGGGAGAGAGUGGAGGACCUUUGGAGAAGUGUGGCUCAGAAGAUGAUCACCUUCACCUUGGGAAUCUAAUAUUGGAUUAAUAAUAAAUGAAAAUAGAAAAAAAUAAAAAUCAAUAGACAUACAUCAUCUAUAGUUCUAGGUCUAGACAGUUGGAGUAAUGGAUCUAAUGAAGGCAGUUGAACUGCAGGGUUUGAAAGCCCUCCUAAUAUUCACUUGUCAAGACACAUAAAUUAUAUUUCAGUGCUUAGGUCAUAGCCUGAUAGUCAGUCCAACACCUUAACAACAUUUUAACAAUAGGAAAGAUGAAAAGAUGGCGACCUUAGGCAGCAUUCUUAGGGUGGAACAGAACCAGAAAGACAGAAGCAAAUCUGCAGCAGGUCAGAACCAUAAUGGACGUAGCAUCUAGAAACCAGAUUGGUAAAAGAUCAGGACCUCGAGCAAUACGAGGAACCAGCUGGGAUGGCAGUGAGGAGCAAAGUAACAAAAAUUGAAUAGGGAGCAAGAAACCGUGUCAGUGUAUGCUGUGAUUCUAAGUUGCUGUGUCCACAUGAUCACAGAGGCAUGGACCUUCAUCCUCAAAUUCCCAUCAUAAUGUCUUGAUGGGUCUUUUAAUCGGGUGUUUUCUUGAUUGCAUUGCAGUGUAUACUGCAAAUACCAUUCUGUAUAGUUGUGGUGGGUGGUUGAAGCUAUAUGGAUUCCUGUGUAUUCUACUGCCAUUGUCUUCCAUGUGACUCCUUUCCAUUUUUAUCGUCUAACAUUCUCAGGCUAAGCGGAGCAUCUCCCUUCCUAGGAGAGAACAAACAGGAAACUCUGUCUAACAUUACUGCUGUCAACUACGAGUUUGAUGAAGAGUUUUUCAGCCACACCAGUGAUCUGGCCAAAGAUUUUAUUUCAAAACUUCUGGUACAGGACACAAGGUGAGAGGUUAGAACAGACAACAGAAACAGCUAAACAAACAGUUAUAUGGAACACAAGUCCAGAACUAGAGACAAUGAAAUCACAGCAGAGCUACUACCCUUUUAAAAAUGCAGAUUCUCUACAAAAAUAAACAUACUUUGUGUCUUUGAAUAAGAUUACGACACUGGAAUAAAAGCAUGAUUAAUAACCCUUCAGGGAGUGUUUGUAUAUUUUCUAUAUUAAAGAAAUGUUUUGUCCAUCCUACUAAAAGUUAAUAAAUUGCCCGUAACUGGGAAGUGCAUCUUCAUUCACUUCAGUUCCUGGGUUUGUAAACCUGACUUGUUAUGAUUCACAAAAUACUAACAAGUAGACCCGUAUGUCCAAUACAUAAGCCACUUUGAUUACGUGGCCCUAAUCUACUACUACAUGCAAAAAAAAAAAAUUUGAAAAAAACUAUUAUUGAAACCUGGAGAAUGUUCAACCAUGGUUAUUAGCAUAAUUACACAAUUUAUGUAAAAUUUCUUUUUUUGUGAAUCAAAUUUUGUAACAUUUUCCGUAUAAGACAUAAACAGGUAGAGGCAUGUAGGUGGCAUCAUAAAAACAAAACAAAAACUACAUUCUCCCAUAUGGGGGAUACGAUACUACUAGUGCAGUUGGCAAAACGUCAAUACAAUCUUGUGAUUGCCCUGGGGAGACACCUCAAGAUACAACGGAGAAUAUUGUACUCAAUAAGGGGUGAGGGCAGACAAUCCUCACCACUUGUGCCUAAGUUUAGUUUAGUAGUAAGGCUUGGAACUCUAGAGUAUCAGUUGCCAGGAACUCUAGAGUAUCAGUUGCCAGGAGCCAGUGCGUUCAGAUGGCCAAAUAUGUUUACGUACAUCUCGCGGUGCUGAAAAACAGCUCCUCAAUGGCGUGUAGCUCCUCUGUCUGGAGAAAGCAUAAGGAUAGGGGUGGUGGGGUAGACUGCCUCCUGAAUAGUGGGGUCAUCUCUUUAGCUUUGUUGAGGUUUUGGGUUGUGAGUGAGUUUUUAUAUGCUUAGGAACGGAUGGGCAUAUUGUGCAACAACAUCAGGGUCAGCAGAAAUGGAGGUGAACUGUUUGAUAAUGAUGUAGCACUCCCACCGUAUGUGAAUGAGGGAAAACGUGGCUGCACUGCAGCAUCAGCCUCAAUCAUCUAGUGAGAGAUUUAUGAAGUGUAAGACUUAGGGGUUCCUGUACCACAAUAUGAGCAACUUAUAGGCCGACUCCUGUACCUUGCUAGAAAUUGCACAGUGUACGAGAUCACAGAUAUUCUGCCAAAAGGUAACCCCAAAGCCUCUUCCCAUUUGCUAACAACCGUGAGGCCAUAGUCGCUAACUGUUCAUGGAGAGUGUAUGAUGCUAUCUACAUGCCUCUCCCUGUUUUGUCUUAUAUUGAAAAUGUAAACAACAAUUUAAUGUAGGCUAAUUUAAUGUAGGCUAACAGUUGUCCAAAUCUUAAUUGAACUAGGAGCAUAGAAUGAGGGCGUCCUUGUCAGUGCCGGGAGGGCCUGAAAGUGACCUGCUACACAGAGAUGUCCAGCUUGCGGGACCUUGCCAAAAAACCUAUUUUUAAUUUUUUUUUAGCAUCGUACACUUAAAGUAGCAUCUAAUGGACAGGAUGUGGUUGCAUUUAUCUAGUUUAUUAUGAUAUUUUUAUAUUUAUUUCUUAACUUAAUUCGUUGUAAACGUUUUUAAUAUGUGCAUGUCAAAUUUAUAAGUUUUUUUUUUUUUUACCUAAAUUCAUUUAAAUGUAAAUUCCAGCAUUGUUUGGAAUCUCUGUAAUCGUUUCCUGCUCUUCAUUUCAGGAAGCGUCUCUCUAUCCAGGAUGCUUUGUCCCAUGUUUGGAUCAUGGUGAGUACUAAAACCAGCUUGUAAGAUGCAUGCGAGUGCUAUAACGAUGAGUGUGAAGUGUAGUAACAUUCUAGUAAUAAUCUCUGGUCACUUGUUCUACGUUCUAACUGAACUCACAGUCAUGCAAUUCAUAUUCAAUAAUUCAGAUAUUCAUCCUGGCUGUUAUAUGUACGUUGCUGCCCAAACAAAAACUAGCUGGACCCAUAAACCAUCAUAAACCGGUGAAUCAACUGCCAAGACAUGUAUAGCUGUACUUUUAUCCUUACUGCAUGUACAUCUGGCAACCAUUGAAAUCUAUAGGGUGUCCAAUAAGUUUUUUUUUUUUUUUUAAAUAUCAGUAGAAGAUUCAUGUGCAAGUGUAUCAGUCACUGAGAACUUCCAAAUCCUUGUGCAUGUGGUUGUCAUCAAGUGUUUUCGAUUGAACGGCAUGCUUCCACAUCUGCUGUACAUAUGCACAAGUAGUUCCUGUUCAAUAGAAUGAGGUCAUACCUGUGCGCAUACUGCCUAGUGCACACAUUCUCAGGGUUAUCCACUGAAGGGAGAAUUGUCGGGAAUUCGAUGUGAAUUUCAGUUUCAAGGCCAAAAUAGCCAAAUUCUCCAUGUCAGCUAUUAUACCAAUUCUGCUACUUAAUUUUGAAUUCCCGAAACUGUCACGUUAGUGAAAAACCCUGUUAGUUCUUGGAAAACCUUGGAUUAGGUGAGCUGUAUCAACAGUUUCUGGUUCAAGCGCACUUUAAAUGGGAAACUGACUGGGGGAGGACGAGAGACCAGGGAUUUGGUGCUAAUGAGAUGAAUGAAGAUGUGAGUAUCAUUAUUAUUUUUUUAUGCUACACACAUGCAUUAAAGCAAAGUAAAUAUCCACCCCUAUAGCUUCCCUUUUAGUGUUGCAUGGGAAAUGUACUCAAAAAUGGUUAAAUAUAUAAAACUCAGAAGAUGUUAGAGUCAGACAUACUUGCCGGAAUGUGUAUACCUUUAAGGAACACUUUAAAUAAAUACAAUUCAUAUAUAUAUAUAUAUACUUUUUUUUUUUUUUAAAUACUUUUAAAUUAAAUAAAUACAUGAUAUAUACACACACACACACACACAUAUAUAUAUAUAUAUAUAUAUAUAUUUAUAUAUAUAUUAUUAUUAUUAUUAAUGUUCAUUAUUGUUUUUAGAAAAAUAAGCCCUCCUUGUUUUUUUUUUUUUUAAUUAUUAAAUGUAAAACUUACAAUUAUUUUAGCACCAGCACCACACUUUUGUCCAGUCAGAUGCUUGGCAUGGCAAUCACCAUCAUCUGUCAAUCCAGUCCUUCUCUACUAAACGCAUUGAAUCAAUCCUUUACAUGCUCACAUCAGAUGUCAAAUGGAUUCUUUUAUUGAAUCUAUUUUAGACUGAAGCUCCUAGUGGCUGUCUGGAAACUAUAAUACACUAUAAUUUGUGUCCCGAAUAGUUUCAUUAAGAUGAAGUGAUAUUGAUGCUUAGACGGUUCCUGUCAUAUCUGAUUAACACAAAUACUAAGUAAUAACACUGCACAUGUUUCUGCAUUGUGUGCAAUUGUGUGCAUUUCCUACCACAUCUCUUAAGUAACAUAAAAAGUGUGGUUUUGUAACUGUAUGGUACAGCACGUGUAGUUCUGUUUUGGAAUCUACUUGGCAUGCAUUUGUGCACGGAGUGUCCAGAAAUUGUUAUCAUAUCUGACCAUUAACAUCCUACUCUCCUGUCUGAAGACCCUUCAGUCCAAAGAGGAAAACAAAAUCCAUGAUACCAAAAGAACGGACAUGCGGAAGCUUAAAGCCAAGAGAUUGAAGGAAUAUACAAUGAAAUCUCACUCAAGCAUGCCACCCAACAACACUUACGUCAAUUUUGAGCGUUUUGCUAGGGUUGUGGAAGACAUCUCCACUGCUGAAAACAGAUACAGCUCUCUGGCAAGAAAUAAUGACUCACUUCAUGAAGAUGUUGAGGCCCUCAUCUCCAUAUACAACGAAAAGGAAACCUGGUACAAGGAGGAGAAUGAAAAUGUUAGACAUGAGCUUUCCCAGCUCCGCUACGAGUGCCGUAAAGUGGAGUCCAUGAAGAGGAAUUUUCAACAAGACGUGCACUUGGUGGGAUCCAACCUUGGAAACAUCUGUGGGAGAUACUCUGACCUGCAGUCUCGCUAUGAUAAACUCAGCAAGGAACUGUCUGAAGAUCUGAAAUGGAUCCAAAAUGUAGUAGAUGGAUUCCAUGAGGGUGAUACAGGAUUCUGUGGGGGGAACUUUGCUUCUGUGUUAAACAGAGACCUGAGUGAAUCAUUUAUGGAUCUUCUGAAUCGGUCAUGCAGUGAAGACCUUCUGGAAGGGCUCAAUCUUCGAAUUACAGACUCCAAGAUCUAAUAGGUCCUCUGUAGAAAAGCAUCAUUAAAAUAAAGCCUGCUGAAUUUUUAAGCAGUAACUGUUAUGGCUUAAACUAAUAAAGGAUUUCCUAUUUUUGAAUUCUGUAGAACAGAGAAUAUGUAUAUAGGAUUAAAUGGUAACAGAUCUAUUUUAAAAAUGAUGUUCCUAAUAUUUUUACAACAUGCAUAUUUGUUAUUAUUUGAAUUCUGGCAAAGUUACCAUAUGGUGCUAGUUAAGCCAGGUCUUACAGAGGCAUUCAUCCUAACUUGGAGAGUGGAGGGAACAUUUUUAACCAAGUUGCAACAUUUUUUAAGUCCCUGAUCUUUGUGUAUAUAUAUAUAUAUAUAUAUAUAUUAUUAUUAUUAUUUUAUUUAUUUUUUUCUCUGAGUAUGGUAAAUAUCUUAUCGGUUAUAUCUUCCCAUUCUCCAUAUCGUUCCUUAAUAUCAUCAGAUUGGCCAUUUGUUGUGGGAGGAAGAUUUCUCCCCCAUCAUUGUUAUAGGAUACCAGUAUAUAAGCAUAUAUGAGUUUUGUUUCUGAGAGAUAUGGGAGUGUGAGAAUACAUUUGGCCAAUAGCAUGCCCCUACUGACUUCAGAAACAGCUCAUCUAACCCCAGUUUAACCCAUUAAGGACACAUGACAUGUGUGACAUGUCAUGAUUCCCUUUUAUUCCAGAAGUUUGGUCCUUAAGGGGUUAAAGGAAUCAAUAAACUUUGAUCGAAUAGCUUCACUAUGUAGUGAAUUACUUAUCUCCAUUGUACUUUUUUGCAUAAACUCUUUGCUGUUGGUAAAAUCUCUUUUCCUCUUGUCUAAAUGGGUAAACGUCUUUGUACAAUCCUGUUAAUGAAGAGGUCACCCAAUAGAUAUGUUUAUGUAUAUACAUAUGCACAUUAUAUAGUUUUGCAAUGUUUUCAUCUUCCCUUUUAAAUUAUUUUUUUUCCCUGUUUAAUCAUUUUUGAUUCUUUCUUCAUAACUAAGACCUUGCAAUUCUUUUUUAUUUGUAGUCUGUUUAUUUCAUUCCGGUCCAUAAUGUUUUUUUAUGAGAACUGAGACACUUUUGAGCUAUUGCAUUCAAUGUGCUGUUUUACCGGUAAUUUUUGAAGAGGUAAACUUAAAGGACCACUAUAGGCACCCAGACCACUUCAGCUUAAUGAAGUGGUGUGGGUGCCAGGUCCCUCUAGGAUUAACCCUUUCUGCUGUAAACAUAGCAGUUUCAGAGAAACUGCUAUGUUUACCUUAGGGUUAAUCUAGCCUCUAGUGGCUGUCUCAUUGACAGCCGCUAGAGGCGCUUCACAGUUUUCACAGUGAGAAGAUGCCAGUGUCCAUAGAAAAGCAUUGAGAAUGCUUUCCUAUGAGACUGGCUGAAUGCGCGCGCGGCUCUUGCUGUGCAUACGCAUUCAGCCGAUGACGGGGAAAGGAGGCGGAGAGUCCCCAACGCCGAGGGAGCCCGGCGGUGGAGAAAAGGUAUGUGUUUAACCCCUUCCUCACCCUAGAGCCUGGCGGGAGGGGGAGAGGGUGGGGGCACCCUCAGGGCACUAUAGUGCCAGGAAAACGAGUAUGUUUUCCUGGCACUAUAGUGGUCCUUUAAUAUUGAAUUCACUAAAUUCAAUAAACCCUGAAUUGUUAAAAACCCUUAGUGGUGUGAGGGUUAAAAGUAAGAAAUAAAAAUGGAAAAAAGCCUUUUACUAGCAGUCAGCAGGCAAAUAGUUUGAAUUAUCAAAAUCCCAUCCUAGACAUAUUUCAUUUGUCCAGUAGCUUUUGAUCCUGUGGAAAUUUGGACCAAAUCCAUGCUCUUUCAGUAUACAUGCUAUGAGCAAUGUCAGGGGUUUGCAGUUCAAGUUCCCAGGUAUGGCAGCAAAUGGUUUUGUCUUAUUUGGUAACGGGCCAUUCGGACUUUAUUGAAUAACCAUGUAUGUGUCACUUUUGUGAUCUUCAUGACAAUAUCUUACUAACCUUGCAGCCACUGACUGACAUUAUACAUUGUUGCUAAGUCUACUGUCCGAAAUAAUUCCUUAUCCACUUUUCUAACUUAAAGGGACACUAUAGUCACUAAAACAACUUCAGCUUGUGACCAUGACCUGCCUAACCACAAUAUACAAUAUUGUAACCCUCUCCCUGUGUAUUGUCACAUAUAGUUAAGUGAAGAAACAUCUUAAAAGCAUUUUUCUGCAUCUCCAUUUGACUUCAUACUAUACAUUGCCUAAUAUAUGCCUUUCUUCCUUUACAUUUUUCAAUUAAUAAUGACAUUGACACAUGCUUGUCCAUCCCCUUUCCUGCCUCCGCCUGCCCAAUUUGCUGUGCUUUGCAUUUUUGUAGAUAGAUAUUGUCUGUGUUCAUUAAAUAUUCUGCUCCAUGCAGGAAGCCAAAUACAGACUGGAGGAAUGUCAUCACUGGGCAUUCCAGGUCUAAAUUUAGAGUUUCCGGGCUAAAGUGUCCUUCCAAGUCUUCUGAUAUGAGGAAGGUUAAAACACUACAUUUAAAGGGGCGCCGUAUCAAAUAUAUAUAUCUUUUCUAAAUGAAAGAGCUGCAUUGGAAACAUGGAAACAUAUUCUUUUUAACCUUGUUUUAAUUUUUGGCACUCUGUAGAAAAUAUUUUUGCACUACUGUAUUACUCCUGUAUUACUCUCUUUCUUUCUGUAUGUAUAUGGUUUUAUAUAUAUAUAUAUAAAAAUUCACAAAUGGGUUUGGCACACUACCUAUGCAAAGUAUAAAAAUAGAAAAAGUACCAGGGUGCCAACCAGCGAUAUAAAUAUAGAGUAAUGAUAAGGUGCACUCCUGGAUUUGAAAAAUAUUAGAUUUAUUGUGCAAACAAAAUAGUGGUUCAGUGGAUCGACGUUUCGACCAAUACACAGUCUUUUUCAAGAUCAGAGACGUCAAAACGUCGAUCCACUGAACCUCUAUUUUUUUGCACAAUAAAUCUAAUAUUUUUCAAAUCCGGGAGUGCACCUUAUCAUUACUAUAUAUAUAUAUAUAUAUAUAUAUAUAUAUAUAUAUACAUAUACACACACACUUGAUUUGCACAGUUAGCCAUGGCCAUAAAUGAAGCGUCUGGAAAAAAUUGUGAUCCUCUUGUCCAACUAUCUUGGAGAAGAUGACAUAAUGUGCACGUCAAGAGACUUGGGGAGAACCUUUCGCCUUGACGUGUGUAUAUGGCAAGGAACAUGUGCACAUCCUCUGGACCUUUAACAUGUGAACUCAAUACUUAAUACCAUCUGGCCUAUUGUACAUUAUGCAUCCAACAAUGGCACCAGGGAAUGGAUUAAAGAUGAAAGAGCUUUAGGCAGCUCCCACCAAAUUAUUGACCCCCUUAUCCCACUAUACUGAUUAUUAGUUGGCCCCUGGGAUCCCAUCACUUUUGUAAAGAGAAGGACGACUUUUUCUGAUGUUCUCUUGUUAACACCCACUGGCUUACAGGGUUUUUUUUCAGAAGUCUUGUAAUACAGGUAAAUUGGUUAGGUAAUUUGAAACCAAAAAGUCAGUAAUUUUGGGAGGUAAAAUGGUUGCAGGGGGGUCCAAGACAAACAAAUUCCAGAUCGUAAGAUAAAUAGCAAGGUCAGACAGUCCAAAGGUUCAAAUAUCUAGACAGAAGAGGUUCAAGAGCGAGGUGGCAAGCCAAGGGUCAUAUACCAGGAAAUCAGGAAUUGGUAGACAGCCGAGUGACCACAGCAAUAGUACAGAACUGAGUAAUGAAGGCUCAGCUAUCCCGGGUUUAUAUAGGGGCCUUAAUGUAGCCAAGCCCUCUCUGUCUGUUUAAAAUAGCAUGAGAACUUGUGUAUUGUAUGGUGGACAUAGUCUGGGCAGUCCUCCCGAUGGUUCCAAGUGUGCACCUCUCCUUGGUGCUUUUCGUUGGAUAAUGAAGCAAAUAUUGAGAUGUCAUUCUCUCUUGCAUUUAGUUGUACAUUAUGAAGAAAAACCCAUAUCCUAUUCUUAAUACGUACAGUUAUUAAUGUCAGAUUUUGUCAACAAUCGGCCGGAUGAAUUCGGUGUUUUAAAAUCUGAAAUAUUUACAAAGCACCAAUAUUACACAAAUCAGAACCAUAUGCAUUCAGCAGGAUGCACAUUUGCAAAGUAGUGGGAAAUUUCCUGGUGGGCCGCGGCACCUGGGGGCUGCACAACUCUAAUUCCCUAUAGAGAGGAUGCCCUGUUCCCAUUUUCAAUAAUAUCGCGGCCGCUGACCGCAGGUAGGUCCUGCUGGGUGGCCGGUCCGGUGGCACACUCUGAGGGGGCCGGCCGCGUCCUAUAGUUACCUUGCGGCCAGUGGUCGCAUCUCAUAUAGUGUAUGGUGGUGCCGCCGGGUUGGGUGGCCAAAUAGCCGGUCCAGUGACACACUCACUGAUACUGACAGCAGUACAGCUGUCAGCACAGGAGGACUGAGGGAGAGGGCAGAGCAGACUAUCAUGCUCCCUUGCAGUUCCCAUAAUUCCCAGCACAGCCACAUCAUAGAGUAGUGAUUACUCUAUGAUGUGUCAAUGCUGGGAAUUAUGGGAACCGCGAGGGAGCAUGAUAGUCUGCUCUGCCCUCUCCCUCAGUCCUCCUGUGCUGUCUGACAGACUGUCAGACAAGGUCAGCAUUAGGGGUUGGUGAAGGGUAGACAUUGACACAGAGGGAGGGGGAGAAAGAGACACAGGGGGAAGAGAGACACAAGGGGAGGGGGGACAAAGAGACAGAGGUGUAAUAGAGAGACAGGGGGAGGGGGCAAAGAGACAGAGGGGUAGAGAGACACACAGGGGAGGGGGGAGAAAGAGACGCAGGGGGAGAGAGAGACACAGGGAAGAGAGAGACAGAGUGUGGAGAGAGAGAUAGGGAAAAGAGGGGGGAGAGAGACAGGGAAGAGAGGGGAGAAAGAGACACAGAGGAGCAGUGAGGAGGGAAAAGAGACACAGAGAGGGACUGAGGGAGACAGAGACACACAGAAUGUUUGUUGGGGGACAAAGAGACAUACAGAAGGGAAGGGGAACAAAGAGACACAGAGUGGCUGGGAGAAGAGAAAGAGGCACACAGAGAGUCUGGAAUUAGAAAGAGACACACAGAGGGAAUUUGAAGGGGAGAAAUAGACAAAGGGGUUGGGGCUAAGACAUACACAAAAGGGGCUGGGGGGAAAAAGAAAUACAGAGGCUGUAAAAGGGUAAAAAGAGACACACACUUGUGAUCAAGCCCCCCCCCCAAUGGUCCUUGUUGCCCCAGGUAAACUAAUCUGUGACCCACCCCCUUUAAUUAAAAACCACUGUACUCAAUCCAACUUCUCUGUGAGUUUCACCCCAUGAGUUUCUUUCCCUUUACAGUAUAGUUACAUCUGUUUUAAUUUGUGGGUUUUUUUUGGAUGGGAUAUAUCCUAUGGGCACGCAACAGGCUAUUAUUUUUAUUCACUGAUCACUGUACGCCUAUUAAAAACAAAACAAAAACAAACAUAUACAUGAUAUAUCAUUAUAGUAAAACAGUCACACAAACAAAAUAGAGCGAUUGGCAGCAGUUUUUUUUUCUUUUUUAAGAAGAAGAAAUCAGCAUAAAUGAAUGCCAUGGAAAGGGUCAGUACAGGCAAAACACACCAUACAACAUAGACUAACUAGGUCAAGGUGCUAGACGUCAAGGUCAAAAGACAACAAGCCAUUUAUAAGAAUCUCCAGCAUGUUAUGGACAGAAUGACACUGGCUUAUAUAGGGCUCUUUUAGCUACGCCAGAUUUUUGCACAAACCCUGUUAUGCAGAUUGAGUACAUGCAGAUUGAGUACUUCCACCAAGUCAGCUUCUUCUAAGAUGUGACGUUGCUCAGCACUCAGCUUGAGUAUCUCCAUCAAGGGUCCCUCUCUUUGAGUGCUGGAUACCUGGAGUAAUUGUAGCUGUCUCACCCAAACACGAGUAAAGACUUAAUGUAGGGUGAACAAAAACUGACUUAAUGAUAACAAGUCACACUUUUAAACACACGACCCAACUGGGGCUCCUUAACGUGAACAAUGUAAAUCCCAUCCUGGGGUCUCUCAGAAUUAAGUGAGAAAUUGGGCUCCUGUCUCUGCAUAGCGGCAGAACUGCAGAUUUGUCACGUGCAUCUGAGAAGUGUAUAAAUCCUGAAAAGAAACCCUUCACUUUUCCAGAACUGCGAUAUAAAUUGACAAACCCUCACCAGUUUACCCUUUCAGUGUAAUGACUUAGACGGCCAAUCUUCCUUCAAGUCUACAACACUUGCUGUCAAAAAUAAACAAACUAUAGUGAUGCGUUUGCAAAGAGGAUCUCAUCCUACAACCUAUGCAUCUGGUACAGAGCUAAUUAAAGCAAGCCGGGGCCUCCAGGAGCCACUGUGAGCCAGGUAGGAACAAAAUGGCUUCCAAAACUUGCACCAACCUAAGAGGGGCUGCAUACGUUUUAAUGUGUGUUCAUAAUGUAUGAUCAUGAAUGUCCGAAUAUACUUUGUAGAAAUACAGACCCCAAAUAAUUUUUAUAUUAUUAUUUUAUAUUUGUGAACUGCAAUUUAUUUAUUAAUUAUUUGCUAUGUUUAAUUGUAUCUUAAGAGGUAGAUAAACAGAACAAUUCCCACUUGAAUUGUUUUUGUAUUUAUAAUGCUUAUGUGUCUGUGUCUUACAGCCAAAAGAUAAGAGCCAAGUCCUAGUGAGGAAAAGAUCUGUAAUAAAUUUGGAGAACUUCAGGAAGCAGUAUGUUCGAAGGCGCUGGAAGGUAAGAAUUCUGUUAAGUUUAUUGUUUUUCACCAUUAAAUUCCCACUAUUUCAGAUCUUAUCCCGUAACUUGGAAUGAUUGGAGUGUAUACUUUAAGGCUGACUUUGAGAUUUAUUUCAAAGAACUACAAACUGAGUGACCUUCCAUGGAAAAAGUGUCCGGUUACUCUUCUGAAAGAUGGGGAGGGGGUGGGAGGGGUUGGAGGAGGUAACCCCCAGGAUAUAUUAUAUGACAAAGCAAAGAACACCUGGAUAAACCGUGCAGGAGGUAAACCCUUUUGUAGCAAUGAGUAACCCAAGUAGUAAAUAAAAUCGUAACUUUUAAUAUAAUGGUUAAAAUCUUCCUAUAUAAUUAAUAUCCAAUCAAAUAGGACUAAGACAAUCCUAAAAUGAUGUCAACAGAAAUUAUAAUAGUUAUAAUAAAACAAUAAUAAAUGCAACUAAACUAAUUUAGUGAUCCCAAAAUUCGAUUAGUGUAACCCAAAAUAUAUAUAUAUAUCUAUAUAUAAAGGGGAAGGAGAACAAAUAUAUGCAAGUUGGGAUGAUAUGAUCGCACCAAAGUUACCUUAGACUUACCUAGUCCCUGGAAGGGAGGAGGAUUUUAGAUUUUGUUAAGGGGUGCCCUCGAAAGCACAACAGAGUAGGAUAUUUCAUUACCUGCAGCUCAUCGCUUUGUUCCUUGUAUAUCUACUGUACGAUAUAAUUCUCCCCCUGGACAAACAAGAUACAAUUGUAACAUCGAUAUCUAGUUACAUUUUGGUAACAUACAAUUUUGUUUUGGUGCGGAUCACAUCAUCCCAACUUGCAUAUAUUUGUUCUCCUUCUCCUUUUCUUUUGUCUGAGUGAUUUAUAUAUAUAUAUUUUUUUUUUUUCACAUAAAUUUUGGGUUACACUAAUCGAAUUUUGGGAUCACUAAAUUAGUUUAGUUGCAUUUAUUCUUUUUUUUUAAUUAUAACUAUUAUAAUUUCUUUUGACAUAAUUUUAGGAUUUUCUUAGUCCUAUUUGAUUGGAUAUUAAUUAUAUAGGAAGAUUUUAACCAUUAUAUUAAAAGUUACGAUUUUAUUUACUACUUGGGUUACUCAUUGUUACAAAAGGGUUUACCUCUUGAAUGGUUUACCCAGGUGUUCUUUGCUUUGCCAUUUAUUUCAAAGAAUACACAGAUUAAACACAUUUAUAAGUAUCCCAUUAGUUGGAGAAUUUACAAAAUCAGCUGUUUUGGCACAAUUUUUUUAAUUCGGUUUUAAUUCACUACAAUCCACUGUUUAUUUAAUUAAAAUCCUGUAUACAUGUACACAUUUUACAAGAUAAUGUCAGAUCAAGAGUUAGCUUACUUACCUUUGUGACACUGUGGCGAAGACAUGAGGAUAUCAUGCAGGUGAUUUUAGCAAAGUGCUGCUGAAUGGUUCAACAGAAUGAAAAAUCAGGGAUCUCCUUGUGCUAAAAGAUAAAAUUAAUAUAUAUUAAAAUAUUCUAUAUCUGGAGCAUAUAAACAUAAAAUGUGAUGGCAGAUAAAAAAAAACAUUUGGCCUGUCUAGUCUGCCCAAUUUUCUAAAUAAUUUCAUUAGACCCUGGUCUUAUCUUAUAUCUAGGAUAGCCUUAUGCCUAUCCCUCACUGUGUUAACCUCUACUUCAGCUGGAAGGCUAUUCCAUGCAUCCACUACCCUCUCGGUAAAGUAAUACUUCCUGAUAUUAUUUUUAAACCUUUGUCCCUCUAAUUUAAGACUAUGUCCUCUUGUUGUGGUAGUUUUUCUUCUUUUAAAUAUAGUCUCCUCCUUUACUGUGUUGAUUCCCUUUAUAUAUUUAAAUGUUUCUAUCAUAUCCCCCCUGUCUCGUCUUUCCUCCAAGCUAUAAAUGUUAAGAUCCUUUAACCUUUCCUGGUAAGUUUUAUCCCGCAAUCCAUGAACCAGUUUAGUAGCCCUUCUCUGAACCCUCUCUAAGGUAUCAAUAUCCUUCUGAAGAUACGGUCUCCAGUACUGUGUACAAUACUCCAAGUGAGGUCUCACCAGUGUUCUGUACAAUGGCAUGAGCACUUCCCUCUUUCUACUGCUAAUACCUCUCCCUAUACAACCAAGCAUUCUGCUAGCAUUUCCUGCUACCCUAUUACAUUGUCUGCCUACCUUUAAGUCACCUGAAAUAAUUACCCCUAAAUCCCUUUCCUGUUGAGGUUAGGACUCUAUCAAAUAUUUUAUACUCUGACCUUGAGCAUACGCAGUUAUGGUUCUUGGAGUUUCCCUUUAAGAGUCAGAACACUGUGUCUCUCAGUCAGUCUACAAAAAGAAUGAGCAAGAUAAAAUUAAUGAGAAUCUUUCACUGUAAAAGGUUAUUGAUAAAAAAAGUCUGACAAUUUAAAAAGAGGAUAAAGCUGUAGAUACGAAGAACGUGAAAGAUAACAGGCAACCAGUUUUCCUCUCCUGAAAGUACACAAGAGGUUUGUUGGCAGUAGUGGCGAAAACCUACAGUCACAAAGGUCACAAGUGCAACUGGGCUGCCUGUCACCAGGGGCCCAUGCAGAGCUAGACUGGUCCACCGGGAAACCGGGAGAUUUUCUGGUGUCCCGUUCUUGCCUUGGGUCGGUCAGUGCGUGGCACAAAAAAAGUGCCCUUUGCUCCCUCGCAAUGUGCGCAGAGUGUGAAAGGCUGCUGGGAUUUCUGACAUCAUAUACCGUUGCCCAGAUGUCGGGCAAAGAGAAGGUGAGCACCGGAGAAAGAGCCCAACUGUAAUAUUUAAUGUGAGUUGUGUGUGUAUGUCUCACUAUGUGCGUGUGGGUGUGUAUGUCAGUGAGUGUGGCUAUCUACUGUUGCAUUAAAGGAACACUAUAGGGCUAUAACACUAUAGGGAAUAAUUAUGUGUUAUUCUGACUCUAUAGUUUUAAAGCACUAUUUAGGUAACUGCCCCCCCUUUAAAACUGGUGUAAAACUUACCUUUAUUCCAGCGUUGCAAGUGUCCACUGGAGCUUGCUCCCCCCCUGCCCCGCCUCCUUGGCUGAGAUCAUCAGAAUUGGCGAUCUCAGACAAUCCAAUGCUUUCCAAAGGAAAGCAUUGGAUUGGCUGAGAUCAUCAAUUCUGAUUAUCUCAACCAAGAAGGUUGGGUAGAGGGUGGAGCCAAAUACUGUGCUGGCCAAUCAGCAUCUCCUCAUAGAGAUGCAUUGAAUCAAUUCUCUGAAGAGUUAGUGUUUACAUAAAAAUGCUUGCAGGGACAUACUAUACACACCAGAACAACUACAUUAAACUGUAGUUGUUCUGGUGACUAUAGCGUCUCUUAAACUAUAUAUACACACAAGAUUGGUCAUGUUUAGCCUUGUGUGUUAGUGUAAGGGACACUACAGACGCUAUUCUCCUUCACCUCUCUACCAGGAACGAAAAAGACAGCUCUGCCAAUGUUCCGAGCCAGUAUUUUAGAAAAAUAUUUUAGGUCUGCAGUUAGGAGUGAUAUGAAUCUGUAGCUGGAGCAAACCAAAACUAAUAAAGAAAUGCAUAUGGCUCUAAAAAUAAUGUAUUUGUUUUAAAAGUUAUAGCAUUCCUAUAUUUGAGCCAAACAUCUCGAACAUCUCGGCAUAUCAACUGCAAGCCACUUCCUUGUCAGUUGUGUGCCCUGGGAAGCAGCCAGAAUUUACUGAUUGUGGCUUCUGGCAAAGACUUCCCAGCAUUCCAUCUCCCUGAUCCAGUUUCAGAGCAAUAUGUGAAGCAAACCAUACCAGACAUGGUCUAUCUGAUUGCACAAUCGUAAGUGCAAUUUAAAUGAUAAGAACAAUAGUAAAAUUCAAGUAUAAAGUUCACCUGUCAUAUGAUACCAAUUUUGCAAUAUGAAUUGCUGGCAAGAUAUUUGUUCUUUUAAGUAAUUUAUUUUCAUUAAAUGAACGUGCAUCUGUUAAUUCCCAGGAUGCCCCUGACUAGUUGUUGAUUGACAGCUUUUAUUCAGUAAUAUUACACCCUUGUAACAAGUUCCAUUAUUAUAGCAGAAAAUAUUAAGUGAUAUCUCUUUAAAAAUAUACUAUUGUGGCAUGUUAAAGGGACUCUCCAGACCCAUGCUAUGUAUGAAGUGUGUGUUCUCUUUUUUUUUCUUUUUUACAAAAAGUGAAGAUUUUUGGUACUUUUAUAAAUUAGCCUUCUUACACCCCCUGAAUUUUAAAAAGGCAUAAAGGGAUUCUCCACAAAUGGUAGGGCCUAACCCUAAAAAGUUAAUUAAAGGAAUAAUAGGAAAUCCCCCAAUAAAGAGGAUUUAAUUGGAGAAACCCUAAAUUAGCAUAUGAAAUGUACUAUAUUAAAAAGUGCUAAUGCCUUAUGUUGUAUAAUUCUUCUCUCACCACCAAUACUUCCAAUUAGUAUCCUUUUGAACGAAAUCUACUCUGCAUUGUGUAUUAACGUAAUACCUCGGAGCACUAAGGCUCCUACAAACCAAAUUAAUAGAAUUAACACCUAGAUAGGAGCUUCUCAAAAGCUCAGCUGCAGUAAUUGUAUAAUUGGUCAAAAAGAUUACUUGACCAUACAAUAGAGGGAACUAAUGCCUAGUAUCCUAGUAUCCGGGAGCUAAAAGAACCUUAAAUAGGUUUAUCUGUGUCUCGAAUAUGUAUAUCAAAGUGAUAGUGCAUAUACUAGAGCAGGUCCAUGCUCUAAUGCAUGUGAGUAAGAUACCUACCUUUUUGUAUAUGCACUACCACUUUGAUAUACAUUUUGCAGUACUGGAUAUUCUAAUUUUUGUCUUCACAUAUUCGAGACACAGAUAAAGUCUACCACCACUGUAGCUGAAAAUAUAUCCAGUGACGGGGAUUGUACUGUCUACGCCCUACACAGCAGAGCUCUUUGUAGCUCUAUAAAUUGUGAGUGAGUUUUUGCUGUGUUAAAGACUGCAAUAUUUUUGUCUCUCUUUUUACUUUUUCUUUGAGAUACCAUGCACUGUAUAACAGCCAAAGACUUCAUAGACUUUUAACAAACGUAUGUGCAUAUGAUUUAUAUUUGACUUCACUUUUGUACAUUACUGUGUUCUAAGGUGCGGUUAUCUAUUUUUUGUAUUUGUCUUCUGUCUCUAUUCCUACAAGGUUUUGGGGAAUCCUUGUAAGAUUUACCACUGCCUCAAAGUAUAUAGUGAGCACCUCAUUUUUGUGUUUUUCUGUGUUUAAUGAAGGCCAAUCCAGUGGGUCUCUAGUGUUUAGUGCUCAACAAAUGUGACCUGUCAACCACUGGUACAUCAAAGGACAAGGAAAGUGUUGAUAUGGUUUUAAGCUAUUGAAAAAUGGGCCACUUAUUUGUAACAUGCCUCAGUCUCACAAUUGCCAGCCCUUCUCUGAAUAUGUAUAUUCAGUAAACUCUUGUACAGAAGGGGAUUCUGGGAAAUGUAUGGCCAGGUGAUUUGUGUUUUCAUUUUAUUGUAGUUAGACCAGUUUGGUUCGUUGUGGUGGAUGGUUAGUUAGGGAUACGUUUUCAAAUUGUUCUAAUUUGUGAUGCCUAAUAAUGUUUUUAGGCAGUAGGUUGUGAUAGAAUAGUGAGAUCAAGGACUGUUUUCAUGCUUCUAUUAUUGUACUUUGAGCACUAUAGUUUUAAAUAACUAAAAUGAGUGGGCGGGUAGGCCACCACAAAUCAGACAUGUCAGCAGUAAAGACUGGAUUUUGUUUUGUGCGUGUUGCUGAAUUUGUCCCUUUCAUUUCCAAAUCGAGUAACAAACUUGAAUUCAUGGGGCAUUGCUGUGCUCGGAGGGUGUAGAAGAGUACAGAUUGGGUUAUUUUCACCUGCACUGGCAGAUAAUUUGUACUUUAAAUCCACAGUCAUGAUGUAAUAAUGUAGGUUUUAAAAUGCAGAGAAAAAGCUGUAACAGUACUUAAUGAUCCUCUAAUUACUUUAAUUACUUUAAAGGUGCGGCAGACCUGGGAUCUCCCUAGCUGUUUUCCAAUGUCUGCUCAUUUCGUAAUGCUCCUCCCAUGCAAUGAUCUCAUUACUUUUAUCUGUCCCGGGGAUAGGCAACCUUUAAACUCUCUAUAUCCGUGUCUUCCAUUAUACAUGUAUGCGUGUGUAAUGUUUCACAGAUGUGUACAUUCAAGUGAUAUCUCAAAGGAUAUCUCAAAGAGUCACCUACGCACGGAUAAAGAUAGACUUUUUUUUUCUUCAAAUUAGAGAAAUCUAAAUCGUGUUGCCGCAAAACCUGUCAUACAGAAAUGAUAUACAUAUAGAUAUUGAUAUAGACCUGGUAGUGAAGCUUUGGGUCAUGGUGACAUUAAAAAUAUGUUUGCUAAAUGUAAACUAGUUAAAAAUGUGAAUAUAGCUGAGCUAGAACAUUUUCUCAGCUUCCUUUUUUAUGAAUCCUUUAUUUAACAUCCUACAAGACAAACAUCAAGAUAUCAGAAAAUGUUUGGCAUGGCUUAGGGUUCUGGGAGUUGUAGUUUAGAGGUUUCUACAGAUGAAAGCUUACAAUGAAACCUCCCAGAAGAUGUACAAAUGAAUGGACUCCAAAUUUAGCUUCUCAGUGGUGAAAUGUAUUCAUCCAAGCAACAGGUGGACUUGGCAACGUUUCGGCAAUUCCCAGUAUGGCUUAUGAGAUAACCUCAGCAUUCCUAUGGAAAGAUAUGAGAUCACGAUUGGAAGAUCCACUUUCUGGUUUGCUGAGAGCUUAUUGCAGAAGCUGCACAGCCUGUGCAUUUGCAGCAAAUGCCAGCACUUCCAAUAUAUAUUUUUUACAUUAUUUUAUUUAUUGAUUUUUUGUAUAUUUUGAUGUAUUAUCUCUAUAAUGCAAAAAUAAAUUAAAAAUUGGUCGACCUUAGCCAGAAGUGCUCUUUAACCUGUUGACUUGCCAGUAUAAUUCAGGGUUGCAGAUUUCAUAUAUUGCCCAGCAGUAACAGAAGGAACAGGGCAUUGCAAGCAGAGCUGGAUUAAGGUUGCUCAGAGCCAUAGGCAGUGUGCGAGAUUGGGGUCCCCACCUAGAGCUAUGGGUGUGACGUGUCUGUAACAAUGUGCGUGCAUUUUAUUAGUUUUUACUUUCCUGAUCUCACUAUUUUCUAUAACUGUAUCUCUCCACUAAUUAUCACUUCACCAAAUUCCCCCACACCCAUCAACCUGUCUUCAUCAUUUACUGUAUAUCCUCUCUGUUUCUCCCCACUUAUCUCUGUGCUCCACAUCCCCUUUUUAUUCUUUGUGCUCCAUCUCCAUUUUCACUUGUUACCUGUGCCCCACUACCCUGCCUGAUGUGACUCCCUUUACUCGCCUUCACGCUGCAAGGCUCAUCAGUCUUGGUUGGAUCUCACUAUCUGGCUGGGAUGGGUGGCAGGUUGCGCCAGCUCGCCAUGAUGACUUGCUAGCUAUUGAGUAAGAACAAAGUGCUACCUUUAUGCGAGUUUAUAUUCAACUGUUUCCUACCCUUUGUUCCUAAUCUGGACUAGCUGUUGGCUUAGCUGGCUACUGGCCGGCCAAUCGGCCUAGUGGAUGUGGGCCUUUUGCUGCCAAGUCCAGUCAAAGCUAUGGCCAGUACGUUCAGACUGGAGGCACGCAUGAACAUGGCAAAAUGUAAAUUUGAUGCAUUUUUAUGCAUCAGCCGACACUUAUAGUUUGUUAAUUAAUGUGAGAAUUGUUGGUAAUUCAUAGUGAAUUUCAAAUUUAGGGCCAAAAUAGGGGAAUUUCGUAAAUUUUUCAAGUUGGUUUGGUUUAACAUUUAAAAUGUAAUCCCUGAUAAUUUUCAAUUUAGUAAAUAACCGUAUCAUGUUAGAAGCCGUAGCAUGUCAUCGGCCCACCCACGUAGUCAUAGAGAUAGGUUGUUAAAGAGCCCCACACUCUGACAUGCCUAGAAAGUGAUGUGUCCAGAAAAAAAAAAAGCUUUUGCAUUACACAUGCAUCGCAAACAUAUCAGGAUAAAAAAAAAAUACCACCUCUUUUACUACGCUAAACAAUAAAGCAAUCUGAGAUAUUGUGCAUUUGUCAGCUUUAAGCAGGAUGUAACAUGUAUAAAUCUUUGCAUGAGUACAAAACUGUGGCCAACAUUUUUACAUGUCCUGAGGUUAAACCCAUCUAUUCAGCACAUGCCAUGUUUAUAUAGUAUAACUUGUUCUUGAUACGUUGACUGAGGAAAGUUUAACCAUUUCCUAAAACAGGGCGCGAGAGGAUACUUAACCAUUUCCUGGAUUAUUUCAGAUUGCUGCCCUGUCCAAAGACAACAAAUAUUUUAUUCAAGUAAUAAAGUGACAGUAAAAUGAAUAAAGUGGGUAUUUCCCUCAUUAAAGGAAAAGAGGAAGCUGAAGAAUAAAAUUUUAAAAAAUUAUAUCUAUGUAUUUUUUAUUUAUUUAUUUUUUUCAAUUCUUUAUUUUUGGAUGUGCUUAGUUACAACAGGGAUAAUAUAAUCAGCAGAUGUAAGUGAUCACAAGAUUAGACAUCAAUCGCAUAAGCAACCUUCGGCACUCCAGAUGUUUUGGACUACACCUCCCAUGAUUCUUUACCAGCAUUAUGGGUGUAAGAGCAUUAUGGGGGAUGUGGUCCACAACAUCUCGAGUGCCAAAGGUUUCCUAUCCCUGGCAUAAGGUAGACAGUGCAUUUUUGUAAUUUAUCACGAAAAUAACAGUGUUAGGCAAGCUGUACUUUAGUGAAAAAGAGACUGAGAGUAAAUUCAACUGCAAGAGAGGAGUAAGUAUUAAGACAAGUAGCUUGGCAAAAAACAGGAAUAAAGAUUAUAGGAGCCAUCCCCAUAGACUAUAAGGCAUACAGUGGGUGAGCCCCCUUUCAGGCCCAGUUUAAGUUGAUGCCAAUUCUGUAGAGCCUCAGGUACUGUGUGUGUGAGUCCAUCACAGUCGAGACUAGGCCGAGGUCUAGGACGCUGUGCACUGGUGACUCCUCAGAGUAAGCUCUGUGCUGUGGCAAUGUGCUGUUGUCAUGUGGAGAAGAGAGGGGGGAGCAUAGUGCACACCAGGCUGCGGCUUGAUUGAUCUACUCUCCGGGAUCGUGUCCACAAAGGAGAUCUCAGGUGGAUCAUGUUCGCCCCUUUCGGCAAUUCUGGUCACGUGAUCCACGUCAGUGGCCAACCGUUUUACCCUGCCCUUUGACUUCCUGCUUUACUGGACACUGCUGUUAGCGGCUAUGAACUUACUUGAAAGAUGAAAGCAUAAAUUAGAGAGAGAUUAGCAUAGGGUAUGUGUUUUCUUAUAGCUGCAUCCUUUAAGUUUCCCUCCAACAGCAACUCCAUCAGAUACAUGAUGCUUGGAAGGUAGGACUAUUUUAGUGGUUUUGGUCAAUAAGAUUCUGUAAUUAGGCCCAUCAUAAUUGUCAGCUCCAGGCCCACUGGGCUCUUUUUUGGCCCUGUAUACAGCAACAAUAUGAAUUAAAGGUCACGCGAAGCACCAUAGUAACUCUCAUUAUUGCAUAGUUUAUGUUGCAAAAAGCUUAUACUGCAAUGGUUUGCAAACAUAUUUUGCAAUUGACUGAUUCAGGAUCAAUAAUAUAAAAAGAGUGUGGUUUCAGACAGAUGUAUUCCACAAAUCAAAAACAGCUGUAUUCAGACAAGCAAUGGGUUUGGUAAGAGCUGUUGAUUUCAGACAAGAUCAUGUUUGGCUCAGUAUAAAGCAAGAGUAUCUGUUGUCAAACAAGGGUUUGGUUUGGUUUGGUUCGGUUCACAGAACACCUGUACAAGGUGAGAGAGUGGAACAAAGUGAAUUGAGAUGAGGCAGAACAGGACUGAGCAGAACCAGGUGGCCAGACACUAGGAAAACAGGUAUAACAUAAAACAGAUACAGGGUGAUACUGGAAUUUAGCAGACACGUGCGACUGGUUUGAGGAAUUCAAAGCAGACUGGAUCCGUGACACUCAGGCCAAAUGUAGCAGACAGUGAUUUAAGCGGCUCUGUCACUCUGCAGGUUUCGUUUUUUUCUGUUUAAGGUCUGAACCUCGUUGGGGUUGUUAGAAAAACCUAAUGACUAACUUCCAGGAAAACUGCACAAAGUCUCAAAAGUUUGGAAUUUCCCAGUGAUUAUAGAGAAUUUAUAACCUAUACCUCCCAACAUUAGGAGGAAUGACGAUGGGACGGAUGGGUGUUGCACUUUGAAUUACUGGUGAGACCAAUAAUGAUUUGGUCUGUCCAAGAGGGGACCGCCAAUUAUGCUGUGAUGUCUUCCUGUUUUGUUACUGAUUUGUACGCUAGUAUGCUGGUUUCUUCCUACAGCUGAAUAUAUUACUGUAUAUAAAAUGUGACAAAAUCAUACGAGAGAGGAGACAUAUUAACGCAUCCCUGUACACUUUACUCUGUGCUCUGUUUACAGGCAGGGUUAGUGUAUUAUUCUGUUUGCUAUUUCUGAAAUGGUAAUACUUUUUUAUUCACAGCUUUCUUACAGUGUUGUGUCCCUGUGCAAUCACUUGAGUCGUUCCCUCAAGAAAAAAGGUUUGGAUUCAGAAGUCCUUAAGCCGGUAAUAAUUUACUUACGUGGGCAAUAAUAUCCUAUUUGUGAUUUUAUCAUUAUUCCCUUAAUGACAGCUAGCGUCCCAUGACUGGUUUAAAAUGAUUGAUUUGAAUGCUAUAAUAUGGUUUGGAUAACCUCAUGCAAGGAAGUUGUAUCCACUAAAUUGGGAAUCGACCAAGGAAUUGUAAAUUCUAGGCCAAAGUCAACCUAGCUGACCUGAAAAAAUAGUUGAAUUGAACAAUCAUUUCCAUUUUGCUUGUACUAAAUUGACACUCCACUACCCAAAUACAAAACAUAAAAAUAUCAUUAUUAGAUAUACCCCAAAUUAAAACAUGUAUUCAUUAUUUUCAUUGGGGCUAUAUCUAAAACAAAAAUAGCAAAAGCUGCAGAUAUCCUGUCUGCAGCCUUUACAAGCCCUCCCCUUCUAACCCCGCCCAGACUUUCUGUGGCUGUCCAAUCACAGACUUCCCAAUGCAGUUCAAUGAGAAGUCUUUGCAAGGCAGAUGUUGGCUCCACUGAACUAACCAAACCAGUAAGCAACAGGACUGGUUGUUCGAUUGACAGCUGUGGAGGGGGGAAAGGGGGACAAGGUUAAUUUGUAAAUGUUGCAAUUUCUACUGAACUCUACAUUCAUUUUUUUUGUAAAAUGGAAAAAAGUUACCAACGUACCACUAGUUAUAGCAAGGCUGUGUGAGGUUACAUUUUGCAAUUUGAUUUUCAAUUCAUUUCAACUUUAUGUUGUCAGUAUAGAUCUGGUCAGACCUUUUGCAAAAGUCACUGCUUGAAUAGAGCACAAUACAUUUUCUUUCUGAUAAUUAACUGCCUGUGCUGGCUCUGUACAUCCAACCUUUUAAUUAUGUGACUCAUUUCUUAUCCCUGUGCCAUUAGACAUCCAACAGAAAUAACAAAACAAAAAAAAUUCAAGAAAACGCUUUUUGUAAAAUUAUAGCACAAGUUAAAAAAACAUUUUAUUAUCAGCUAAUUAAUAUAUUUUGAACUCCCACAUAACGUCUGUUCUGUCCUUAUUAGUUGUGUGUAGUGUAAACCAAUCUUACUAGCUUCUCAAGACGCAUACAUAAGGCUCUGUCUCAGACUUUUCUGACUUAACUUAAAGCCAACUGAAUUACAAGUCAAACCGGUUUUAUUAUAUCUACCUUAGAGUUACAGUAACAGGAGAGAUCUACUUGUUUGUUAUCUCAAGGAAAAAGAUUAAGAUCACAUUUCCAAUCAUAUCUACCUGCUGUUCUAAGAAACACAGCAGUAGUGAUUAUUUCCCCUAAUGUACACUUUCGCAUAAUGUAUAUUUUAUAUUAUGUGACUUUUUUUUCUUAGGGUUAGAGAAACAUGCCAAUGCCGAAAUAAAUAUUAAUUCAUUUUUCUUUUACUGUUUUAGUAGAUAUACCCCUAAUUAAAACAUGCAUGCUCUGAAUUGUGCAGAGUUUUUUUUGUUUGUUUUUUUAAAUUGGGGGUAUAUGUAAAAUCAGCUUGCAAAAGGUUCAGAUUUCUUAAUGGAAGUUUUUAUAAGCCCUCCCCUUCUAGCCCCACCCAGACUUUAUGUGGCUGUCCAAUCACAGACUUUCCAAUGCAGCUCAAUGAUAAGUCUGUGCAAGGCAGGUGCUGUGGGCCAUUGCUACCUCUAGAGUUUAGCUCCACUGAGCAAACUACACCAGGAAGUAUCAGGACGGGUUGUCUGCAUGAAAGCCAUGUUCAGCGUAACCACAUUUAUUUAUAAAGUGUCAAUUUCUAUUGAAAUCUGCUUUUUUGUAAAAUGAAAAAAAAGAGGACAGACUUUUCGCACAUAGAAUAUUUCGGCAAGCUAAAGUACUUUAGGGGUUAUCUAACUCAGACCUAAUGUGAUAGAGUUGAGGUAAACAGGCUGCUUUGCUAAAUUCCGUUGACGGUCAGUUUACUGCAAUUUGUAUUUAUUUAUUUUUCCUCUUUCCAUCCAUUGGAAAUGUCUUGCAUUUUCCAUAACAUUUUAAUUAUUAUGUUUGCACCUUAAGUAUAGAGCUUAGCAAAAUCCAUUAAUUUUUGUAUAAAGCAGAAAAGAGUUAGGAAUACAUUUUUUAAAAAAAGAUUACUAUCCAUGUGUAAACCACCUGAAUUGUGUUACGUGUGUUGGCAUAGUGAUGGUACUGAGCAUGGCACUGCCAUAUGAUGUAAAUGAGCAUUUCAUCAACUGAGAAAAGGGAUUUCAAAUAUGUUUUUUUUGUUUUUUAAUUGAUGUAAGUCAAGCAUGUCAAACUCAAUGGUUAACACGAGCCAAAUAAACAAGGUUUAAGUUUAUGUGGGCCACAAAAAACAAACUUCAGUUUCCUUAGAAACGUAGGUUUAUUUAGAAAAGUACAGUGUAAAAAAAGUUGCUUUACUGACACUGGAAGUUCUCAUGCUCGUAGGGCUUCAAAGUAAACAAGAGUCAAUUUAUUUUAAGGAGACGCGCAUUUGCAUAUAACCAAUGUUUCAGUCCAACUACUUUGACAUAUUAAGAAAAGUUUGGUAAUGGAAUUGAAAUGGUGAAUAUUUGCUGUUGCACAGAUGUAAAAAACAAAUGACGUUAUCUUGUUGAUUUUGAAGUUCUACGAGUGUGUUCUUCACUUUGGCUGAGAUCACCAAGUUCCAUCGGAAAGCACUGGGAGGCAAUAUUGCAUGUGUGGCAAAAAGCUGCGUGGCCAAUCAGCAUCUCUAUGAGGAGUGUUCAUCGUCUCCAUGCAGACCCAAUUUAAUAAACUGCCCCUCCCCCCAUUCUAAUACACUACACACAAAUACAAAACAUUACCCCCAAAUCAAAUACACUGCCCCCCUCCCUCCACUAUUACACACUGCCCCCUCCACCCAAUCUAAUACACUGCCCCCUCCCUCCACUCUAAUACACUGCCUCCAUCCAGCACUCUAAUACACUGCCCCCUCCUUCCCCCAGUUUAAUACACUGCCCCUCUCUCUCUCCCAAACUAAUACACUGCCCUUCCCCCAAUUUAACACACUGCCCCCCUCCCACCACUCAAAUGCACUGCCUCCCUCCCUCCCUCCCCCAACUUAUUACACUGCCUACCGUACACACCACUAUAAUACGCUGCCCACUACCUUACCCCCAAAUAAAUACACCGGCCCCUCCCUCCCCCAAAUGAAUGCAUUGCCCUCUCCCCCACAUUAAUACACUGGCCCCCUUUCUCCCUAAAAUGAAUAAACUGUCCCCUCCCUCUAAUGAAUACACUGCCCCCCCUCCACAAUUUAACUCACUACACAGGAAGGUCCCCCCUACCUUAAGAAGAGCUGCAGACGCUCCUCUGGCACUGCGAUCAGGAGGGAAGGGGGGGGUGGCUGGCCUGCUCUGCAGACAGACAGACAGACACUCUGCGCUCUUGUGUCCGUCGGAGGGAAGACAAGAAUCAGACAGGAAAUAUUUUUCUGGUCUUGCGGCUGGUUGCAGCCACAACACAAAGUGGCCACAGGGCAGGCGGCCGCAAAUAUAUUCAUUAUGAGCCACACGUUUGAGAUGCUUGAUGUAAAUCAUUUGAGCUCCAUAAGCCUUUCUAAUUUAAUUUUAAUGAAGUUAUUAUUUUAUUGCAGAGGAAUUGUGAAAGUGAUGUAGAAGAUGAUACAGUGAAGAGGAAACCAAGUCUACCCAGAAGAAGGAGCAGCACCUCCUAAAUGAUAUUGAUACUGAGCUUGGAUGCCCAGGGUUGAAGGUCAAGGGAUCUUCUGUGAAGGUCAAAGAGUGGCAGGAACCAUAGUCACAGAGGGAUGCUGUGCAUUCUAAUACAACCUGUAUUGCAGUAAAUAUACUUUUACAAUGUUGGAUCCAUAUGUGAAAUAGCAUUUAACUGCCCCAUUGUUCACUUUUUAAUGUUUAAGUAAUAUUUGUAAACCAAUUCAAUUUGAAAAGUUCUCUUUAUUAAACUUGUUUACAUUAAAUACUGUAAAGCUUUGAAUCUCGUACAGCACAUUUGUUUUUUUUUUCCCAUUAUAAACAAAAUAUUAACAUAAAAAUAUGUUGUAUUAGUGAUUGGGGGAGGGGGGGGUUAGUUGUUUCUUUUUUAAAAGUUUUUUUUUUUAUUGUCGAUGGCAAAUGAUGUUCUAACGGUAUUUUAUUCUUGUAUUUUGGUGAAAUUGUAUGACAGUUUACAAUUUCUAAAAAUAAAUGUAUAUACGUUUCAAGUC
This is a messenger RNA of Pelobates cultripes (western spadefoot toad), 64816 nucleotides long. NCBI's taxonomy places the organism in Eukaryota, Metazoa, Chordata, Amphibia, Anura, Pelobatidae. The record is from the annotation of a GenBank genome assembly.